Pelobates cultripes (western spadefoot toad) is the source of this 86497-nucleotide messenger RNA. The record is from the annotation of a GenBank genome assembly. NCBI's taxonomy places the organism in Eukaryota, Metazoa, Chordata, Amphibia, Anura, Pelobatidae.
CAUCCAAUGCACCUGAGACAGCUGGAGCAAGCGAGAGAGCCAUAGAGGGGAUGUAGCAUUCUCCCCAUUAGGAGCCCCCCAUUCUACUGCAUGCAGUGCUGAAGGACAGCUCCUGGCCUGCACCCCAUUACACAUCAAGCAGCAGGCUCCCUGUGUGGUGGGAGAUAGAGGGGAUUAUCCAUUCAAUCUGUAUGCCCUUGUGUUCCCAGCACUGCCUCCUGUUUGUAUAAAGCUGCUGGACCUGCCUCUCCUCUCACCCCCCAGCCUUGCUUGAAUUAAACCCCCUUCCCUCCUGAUGGAUCUUCUGUAAGUGGCCAAGAUACUAGAAAUUUAAGGGAAAAUAAUGAAAAAGAGCUUUUUGGUCCCGGAAAUCAAACCAUUGGAUAUUUAUGAUGUGCAGCAGGCCAGGAUCUCUGCCACACUCAGCUGGCUGAUCUAUAAAUGCUAUGGAACAGGUAAGGGAAAUAACAUUCUAAUUGCUAUCCAGACUUGUCGUGUUCACUGUGGGUUGUUUGAAUAUCUUGUUAAUAAAAAAAAUAAAAAAAAAUUCUGGGGAUUAAUAAUAAGUAAUUUAUAAGUAUAUGUACAGUGUGUAAUAUCCUAUAAUAGCUUUUAAAGCUGGUUUCCAAGGAAAGUCUGAUUAAUUGAAUAACCCACAGUAUAAAUUUAAAUCCUAUUACCAAUCAGAAAAACAGGACUUAUUGUAUAGCCCUCAAUGUCUAAUGUAUUGGUUGUGUCCGAAUUUAAUAUUUGAACGUCUUCUAGACCAAAUCUGAACAAUACCAUUCUAUAUUGGUAAUACACCUGUAAUUCUAAAUUCUAUAGGGUGAGGUCAGAAUGUCCUAUAGGUGCUUUGCCCAUAGGUAUUUGACCCCUUUAAGUAACCCGUUCAAACAUUUAAUCCCAUUUAUGGCAUCACGGUUUACCCAACCAUCACACGUGUUUUAAUCACAGAAACAAAGCUUGAUUUAAUUAUAGUCUUAAAUCUACCUUUUUUUUUUUUUUUAAACUAUUUCUUUAUUAAGAGAGGCAUGUUUGCUAUUUCACAUCAUUUUAAAAAUAAAAGGGGGGAUAUAUAUAUAUAUAUAUAUAUAUAUAUAUAUAUAUAUAAAUUUUUUUUAAUUUUCACAUUUCUAUUUAGACUCUGUAUUUCCCUGUGUUAAUCUUUAGCACUCACUGCUCCUCAUUUAUAUAUAGGCUGCUAUCAGUGAAACCAUCCUGUUAGUUUUUCUACCUCUAGAGGCCGAUGGGACUUCAAUGAUAUACUUGAUGUUUGUUUGUUUUUCAAUGUGUCAAUGAAAUGAUUUUGUUAAAUAUGUAGGUAGGUCACUUUAUAUGUUACAAACAUUCUAUGUAAACAUUUAACAAUUCAAUUUUAGGAAACACCAGUGUGAAUACUUUAAUUUAUUUCUUUAAAUGGGGUUUUCCUGUUAAAAUCCCAUUGUUACAUUAAGGGAAUCUGUUAAAUCAUGUUAAAUAUAAUUUUUUUUUUAUGUUUGUGUGGUAAUAUUUUAUUACCACAACAGUGCUCCACCUGCUCUCAUCUCACACCCUAUUCCUGUGUCUUCCUUUAAGUGGGGGUGGAGACCAUGGUGUAUGUUAUAAGGGAUUUAUUGGGGCCUCUCCCACCUUACAAACACCUCCAGGGUUGUUUGCAGAUGCCAUAGUUAAAAUGUAUCUUUUUAAUUUUUUUUCAUCCACCCAUUUUUCUAUACCUUGUUCUUUGUACAGCUUGUAGUGGGGCUUUCUAUUGUUCUCCUGUUUAUAGGGUGUGUCAGAGAAAGGGGGCUCCUAACUGUGGUACCCUGGCAAUAAGAAUGGCAGUCUCUCUCAUUAUGUGUAGUAGUCACAUUCUAUUUAACCCAAGGCCGGGCAAUGGUGCUCCUGUCUCCUGGCUGGCCUUAAUGAGAUUUGUAGUCAACAAAAUGGCGGGGAGAAUGCUGUGGGCCAGCCCUGUGUUUUAAAUUAUCUGUGUGUCAAUUACAUCAUAUAGCUUUGUGAGCAGCUCAUGCGUAGAGGUGUGUGUAUACAUCAUCUCUCUCUGGAGAGGCAUACUAGUAUGUGUAUAUAUGUUAGACACAAACACACCUAGAACUAACCUGACUCAUUGUUCCCUCUGUCAGAAUGAGUGACCUGAGUCACGGUGCAACUGCCCAGAGGGAUUAGAAUAUCAUUGUGACUGUGGAGAUCAAUAUUCAGCAGGGUUUUAGCAUUCCUGGUCACUGCCGCAUAUUCCACCUGCUGAAAUUCUUGCUAGUCAGGCCAGCAAUAUGGCUUGUGUAGGCACUCACUAUAAUUCUACAUUAGCGUGCAUCUGUGUCAUGGUUAGGUGGCCGUCUGUUGGUGUACAAACAUUCACAUCACAGUGGCUGAGAAUUGUGAGAGAUUUGUUCCAGUAGAUAAAGGUCCCAGACUAGCUGUAUUAUUGUAUUCCUGAAAAGGGUAUGCUGUGCAUUAUCUGUAUAGGGAUAUCUUGAGCUGGCAUGCUGGUGUAGUCUGUUACUGACAUUGUUACUCUGGUAUUGCUGUAUAGAGACAUUCUGCACAUUGGUGGUGCAUGCAGGGUUUUUUUUUUUGUGUGUCCGUAAAAAGGGACUUGAUCUGACUCUCAGUUGAUAUUUGAUGCUGGCAGAGUCUCCCUAUCCUUGGCUGGGAUUGUAGAGUGAUCCUGUGCCUCUCCUUGUCUUUGUUCUCUAUCCAUGAAUUAAACAUUGUAGAGAUGCUACACACUGAGUGAGGUGAACCCUCUGUGGGCCGGGAAGCAGGGAUGCCCAUUUUGUCGUUCUGCAUGCAUUACUUGUCUCUGUCCCUCCAUCCCUCCAUCAUUGAUUUAUAGGUUCAUGGCAGUGGACUGCUGUGUCUGCAGGGAGCAGUUUGUGUUUUCGUGUCUGGUUUGUCAGAUAUGAGGUGGAUUUUACUGAUGACUGUAUGUUAUGAAGAAGUAAGCAUGCCUUCAACUGAUGUCUUGGUGAUUUGCAUUAGUUAAAUUUUAUAUUUGGGAAUUUGUCGAACUAGGAACGAUAUUGAGCCUAAUGAUUACCCGUGUCUUUAUUUGGGUUUAGUUGAAACCAUAGUCUUUAGUUGACUGACAGGGCCUCUGUGUUUUUGUACUUGGCCUAAAUGACUGACAGGGGAUUCAGUGUCUUUAACUCUAUUUUGUUAAAGAAUAGCUGGGUGAUUAGAUGGUGUCUCUAUAUCUUGAUAAACAGUUCAGGUAACUAACAGGAAGCACUCUCCACAUCUUCAUUAGGGAUACAAGUGACUGGUAUGGAGCUCCGUGCCUGGGUACUUGGACCGGGUGACUGGCUUAAUGCCCCAUGCCUGGGUACUUGGACCGGGUGACUGGCUUAGUUCCACAUGCCUGGGUACUUGGAGUGGGUGACUGGCUUAAUGCCCCAUCCCUGGGUACUUGGACCGGGUGACUGUCAGGUUUCCCUGUGAAAGGGUUUUAGCUAAAAUGGAAAAUAGUCUUCAACUGCUGCUUUGUUCUCAAUUUGCGGCUCAUAUAGUGCUUAAAAGAGGAACUUCUAUGGUCAUAUACUGUACCUUUCUGGCUAUUUUGCAUUCUAGUAAUGGAAAGUUUUCCUGUUCUGUGAAUAUUGAAAAAUGUCACUAUUCAGUAGAAAUGUUUACCUCCUCUCUUAUGUAAAUUUCAAAGUGAGCUUGAAGUUCAGAUGAAUUGGGUGAAUUGCUGAAAGCAGGGGUUUCCAAACUUGUUUUUCUGUAGCUACAAAUGUUCUUAAUCAUUGGUUUUGCUACAUGUAUAAUAAAAACAAAAACAAAACAAAACACAUGGAUGUAAGUGGUUUUCUUUAUUGAAUGUACAAAGGUUGUGUGGGUAGGAUCAUACUGCCAAUAGUGCUGUAGGAAUCUGUGUCUAUUUGUGUGACUUGGAAGUCUAAAAUCAAACAACAUCUUUAUGAUCUUGAGGCUAGUAUAAUAUACAGAACUAAUCUAUUUUGCAAAUCUUUCUAUGGAUUACAUGACAUUCUUUAAUUGAUUGGUGGAUACCAUGGGACAUUGGAGAUACAGAUAUAAAGCACUCAUGGUUUGAAUAUGAAGGUGGAAUACAGGGGUUCUGUGACUGGUGAUGUUGUAAUACAGUGUCACAGCCUGUAACUUACUAGGCACAUUCAGUACACAGAAAGUACUUUGCACAAAUCUUAUUGUUUGAAAAGGUACUUCAAUGAAUGGCACUCAUCAAGGUAUACAAUUCUGAGAUUUUUUUUGAUGUUUGUGCCAGUUUGUAUUCUCUCUUGAUUGAACUCCACAGUCCAUUUAAAGUAGGGGGUGCUCAAAAGGUAGAUUAGGCUGGCAAAAGCAUUGUUCUAGUUCCAUAACACAUGUUGGGCGACCUCUCCUAUGCUGGAGAGCUUCAUAUUUUAUGACGGCCCUAAUUUAGAGAAUCUGUGGCUCAUUCACGUUUGACAUCUGUGUAUUGCUGCAUGGUAUAUGCCGCUACUUGUCCUGCGGAAUGGUUUAAAGAAAAAGGCAGUAUGUGGAUAGCAGAAUGUGUGGAUCAAGGGGAAAUAAAUGAAGGGUUCAAUAUUGGCCUUUUUUUGCGAUUGCCUUGUGCAAAUUGACUGUCUUUGUAAACCAUUUUUUUUAAGGAUGUGUAAUAUAGUUUUGCAAACAAUUGUGUUAAAAUGCAUCUAAUAGUUUUUUAGUCUCUAAAUUAUGGUGUAAGAGCUGGAGUUUAUUAAGUCCUAUGGCAGAUGUUUAGGGAAUGAAAGGAGGUUUUUUUUGGGCUGGUGACUGUAUUGUGGUUGACUUUAAUGCCUGGCUAUUUAGACCUAUAUUUUUUUAGUAAAUAUGUAAAAACUGUCAGGAUUACUAGUUGAUCCAGCACGUAGCAUUUUGUCGCACAGAUGACCAAUAGGUAAUGUAUUACCGGGCCUUAAAAUGGCCAGACUUCAUGUACCAAAGAAUAGUCAGGAUACUUGCCGAGGUCAGGGGACACAGAAAGAGACACAACGAUAAGAGAAAGCCAGAAGUCAGGGAUAUAGAAUACAGGGAAGUCAAAAUCCAGAAGAAACCUGAAUCAGGAACACGCUCUCGGACAACCACAAGGGAAACCACGACAGGGCACUGAGCAGGAUGAGAACUGGGCCUAAAUACCACUCUUCUAGAUCUGAUAGGCUGUAAUCGGCCUUUGACCCCAAAGGCAGUUACCAGGUUUCUAUUUGCAUAAUUGCUGCUCAGUAUUAACCCUUAUGUGGAUUUGGUUGCUGCUCGGCACAACUUUUCCUGUGUGCCAUUAACCACAUUUUUAUAAGCGGAUGAAUACGUGACAAAAACACCAUGAAACAGGUUUAGUAUUCUCAUCAGAAUGCAGUUGUUACUGUGUGAGGAGGUCCCUGCUUAUCUUUUAGGGGUAAACUGUUCACAAAUAGUUUAACCCCAAAUUAUUUUAUCCAGCACUGUUUAGCUCUGGCCCUGUACUUAUCUAAGAAUAUUCAAACUAGACGCCUUGAACUGCCACGGAUACGGUCGCCGCUGAUUGGCCAAGAGUGUUAGCUACCCAUUCACAAAACUGCUUGAGAAACGGAAGUAUUUUUCUGAAAUCAGCAGAGAGCUUAUCUGUGGCAGUCCUAAGCUUCCUAUUGAAGCAUGUCAGAGAAGUGGUAGGGCAGGGAUAAACGGCGAUGACUGAUUUAACUUCUAAAGGUGUGCCAGGGACCUCCUCACACCAUAAGAACUUAAUGUUGGCUCGUCUGGGCAGGGUCUUCAUCUACGUAUUGUUCCUGUAUCAUUUUGUAAUUGUCUCAUUUAUUGUUAAAUUUCCCCCUUAUUGUAAAGCGCUGGGGAAUAAGUUGGCGCUAUAUAAAUACCAAUAAUAAUAAUUCAGGAGUAUUACCGUUUAGAUGACCAGGCAAGCCUUGCCAGGGUUAAUGAAUGGUAGAUUAAUUACCAUGUUUCCCUCAUCGCACGGGUCUUGUUGGUAACGCUCUGCCUAUUUGAUUAAUUUAAUCAAGAUCUGUGAUCUUGGCCUGAGUGCCAUUUAAGUGUAUUUGAUAGGGUUUGGCUCUAUAUCCAUACUGUAGUUUACUCUACAUUGAAAUAACCUUAGUUUAGAUACAGUGAGAUGUAGUUUUCUAUAGUGUAAGUAACCUUCCCCCUUAGCCACAUCUCUUCUAUUGCUCCGUCCCACAGUAAAUCUUUGUUCGUCUCAACACGGAUUUGAAAUGAUAAACAUUUAAUAAAGGCACAGUGUUUUAACUGUGGGGCGGAGCCAAGCCACCAGCUAAUUUCUCAUUCUGAUCUCUCUCAUUAGCUGAACUACACUAUGUACUUGCGGGUCAGGAAGACAUUUUUGUAAUAUGUGGAGGCAUAGCUUAAGAGGUGGGCUUAUGCUGCAGAAAGAAACAUGUUUCUCUCACCUUAAUGAAGUGGAUUUGGUGCAGUGCUCCUCUUCCUAAACACUGACAAGUGGAAGCAUUGCUGUUUGUGAGAUACAACAAUGUUUACAUUUAUCACUAAAAACACCUAUAAUGGCUGUCAAUUAGACAGUUGCUAGAGGUGUUUCCUUGUGAAGGCUUUCAAUAAUUGAAAGACUUCACAUUGGUGUCACACUGCUUCAGAAUGUGACAGAUGCUAAAUAAGGAACAUCUAUAACAGACUUCCUCAAACUCUGGCCCUCCAGGUGUUGCUGAACUACAACUCCCAUGAUUCUAUGAAUGAAAGAGGCUGAGAAUCAUGGGAGUUGUAGUUCAGCAACACCUGGAGGGCCGGAGUUUGGGGAAGACUGGUCUAUAACAUUAAAUAAACUUUAAAAUACAGGUUAUCAUAUAUUUUUUUUUUAUUCUAACGAUAGGGCAGAAGUCAUCCUGUGUCAGUGGCUGACCCACCUAUCCUUGUAUAAGAAUGCUCUUCUAUAACCUUCAUAGUACAGUACCUAUGUUGGUUUACCAGCAUGUUGGGAGUUGUAGACAAACAGCUGGAAAGCUAUGGCUUGCAUUUGACAUUGCGUGGCUGCACACAGUGCGCUGCCUCCCUUAGCAUACGGAAGCAAACCAAACAUCCAGGAAUUUGCAUGGACUUUGACUAAAGCUCAAAGUGUUUGCUGAGCUGCUUAUACUAUCCCAGUCAUGCAGUGUGAGCAAGUAAUAGACAGGAAAUUACAGCAAAAUGGAAACCAUAUCUGAUAUGGAGCCAGUUCUGUUAAGAUACACUAUGCCCAUUCUCUGAAGUGGGUAGAUCUUUUGGGCAAUGUAUGGAAUAAACCUGAAAAAUAUAUUUCUGUUAAAAUACCAUGUUCACAAUGAAAUUGUACUGUGACUGAUGACAGAAAACUAAUAAAAGACUUUGAAAUGGGGUAUAACUUUGCUUUCAUUGAUGUUGGUCUGCAAUGUCAGUGUAAUGUUCAGUGUGUAACUGAAGCUUCAGGAGAUUAGAUUACAAUGCUGUGAGCAUGUGUAUAAAAUUUGGGUAUGUGCCCGUGAAAUUUAGUGUGGUAUAUGCUUUACAACGGACCUCUUUAGGUCUUUCUAUUUAUUUGUUUUUUUUAAAUUUCUUUAGUUCGAGAUCUUGAUUUAUCUCUAAUUCAUUGCAUUAAAGGACCACUAUAGUGCCAGGAAAACAUACUCGUUUUCCUGGCACUAUAGUGCCCUGAGGGUGCCCCCACCCUCAGGGUCCCACUCCCGCCGGGCUGGAUGGAGAGGAAAGGGGUUAAACUUACCUUUUUUCCAGCGCCAGGCGGGGAACUCUCCUUCUCCUCCUCCGCCUUCGAUCCUCCUCUUCGGCUGAAUGCGCAUGUGCGGCUGGAGCUGUGCGCGCCUUCAGCCGGUCUCAUAGGUAAGCAUUCAUAAUGCUUUCCUAUGGACGCUUGCGUGUUCUCACUGUGAUUUUCACAGUGAGAAGCACGCAAACGCCUCUAGCGGCUGUCAAUGAGACAGGCACUAGAGGAUUUAGAGGCUAGAUUAACCCAUUUAUAAUAGCAGUUUCUUUGACACUGCUAUGUUUAUAUUAAAAAAAAAAAAAAAAGGGGGGGGGGGGUUAAUCCUAGAGGGACCUGGCACCCAGACCACUUCAUUAAGCUGAAGUGGUCUGGGUGCCUAGAGUGGUCCUUUUAAUUUAGGGGUAAACACAUUUUUACCCUGAACCUGAGAACUUUAGCUAGAGUGAACGCCAACAUAUUUUCAAGGUUAUUCACGGUGUGUAUUUUAGAUUUGGGACCAAAAUGGUGCACUGAAAACAUUGCUGAACUAUAUAUCUUUUCCAGCUUGGAUAUUGGUUUGUCCUUAAAGUCUGAAGUUGGAGUCCUAGCAUAUUUGGCAUGCACACAGCAAUGACUUGGGGAGAAGAGAACAUGAGAGAUACUCAGGGCAUAACAUUUCAAGUCCUAUGCUACUAGCCAGACCUUAAAAGUUACUUGCCGCUGCAAGCCUAAAGGGUCCAUGGCACAUUCACCAGGGGUGAAUUUUAUUUUAUUUGCCAUGACUACGUUUUCACUCAUAAUUUCUAAUGUUGAGUGGAAAUUUUAAACCCUAUCAUGAAGCUUUCCCUCAUGGGUGCUAUCAGCUUUUGGCCCUUCAUCCUCCAGCAGUCCUAGUCACACCCUUACAGGAGGUCCUGCAGCACCACCAGUAGAGACUGCUGAUGGAAAAUUAUAGUAGUUAAAAGCAGAAGUUUGUCAACCUUUAUGCCCAUAAUUUAAAAAUUUCAAUGAAAGGCAAGUGCAGUAACUGAGUACAUACAUUAUAAAGUUAAUUUUACGAAAUACUCCAAAGGGACAGAGCUGCUUUACUAACACUGUUUUGUGUUUGAGCAUAUACUGGUGAAUAUAGCCUAUUUUCAUAAAAUUCUCAAUGAUCCAUGCUUUUGAGAGGAUUUGUAAGCCUCCUGACUUGCACUCGCUCCAUGGGGUUUUCCAUUUUAAUUCCACUUUGGUCCGAAGCAAAGCUUGUCUGGUCAAAAAAAUGCAUUUUUAUGAAUCCUGACACCCUGCUAAAGCAGUAUGGGCACUUGGUCGGUUUGAAAUUCAGAUUUUUUUUUUUAUAGUAUUAGUGGAAAUAAGGAGCUUCUGACUGAAGAGGGUUCACUACCUCCGGAGGUUGCGCGAGGCUUCCUCAGAUCCAUCAGUGUGGGACUGGUUUUGCUAGGUUCCAGCAACAUCUGGCUUGAGCCCAAAGGAACAUUUGAUGACCCCAACUAUAACAGAGAGAUGAUGUGUCGUGACAUGUCCCUCCCUCCUGUCUACCUAUGAUUGUCAUGCGUUCUCUAAGAAAGCGUAGGUGAAAACAAGCACUUUCUACACAGCCAUCUAUUUCAGUGCAAUCUUCCCACACUACUGAACUAAGAGGAGUGUGCAGCAAAGUUCUUUUCCCCAGCCCCAUCUACUGACUGUCGUCUUGUGAGUAUUGCCCUCUCCCCUUAUGCAGUAUAUUGUACUACUUAUCUAAUCUUAUUUGUAAGCCUGCUAUGGGAAGCAACUGUCUAAUUUAAAACUUAAAAAAAUAAACCAAAAAACAAAACCACUCCUAUCUGCCUGCCUUCUCCACUAGCUGUAGAAAUCCAUGGCUAAAGAGCCCCAUAUCUGGUUUCCAGACCCUAAAGCCACCCCUUAUAAAUGGCUUUGAUUGCAUGCAUAGUUCAGAUCUCACUGUGCCACAUUUAUACCAAAGAAUGUGAUCAAACUAUAUUUUUCCUAUCAACUUAUCGCUGCACGUCCCUAAUUCCCUGCAGUCGCAUUCUCAUCUUUGCUUUACUGUGGCUCCAAAAUCCUGUUAAGAAAGGUCAUCCUAAUCAGAGAGACCAGUGGUUUAUGUCAACAUUUGCCAGCAAAAUUAUCUGGUUAAUGUCCAAACUGGAAUAUACAUGAUUGUUUCAUUCAUCUUUGGUGUUUACAUAUACCUUUUCCUCAUAACAUUGAAUUGGAUAUGUGAUUUGUGUGUGUGUGUGUGUGUGUAUAUAUAUAUAUAUAUAUAUCUAUAUAUAUAUAUAUAUAUAUAUAUAUCUAUAUAUAUAUAUAUAUAUCUCUCCCAUGACUCCUACAAGUGCUUCCUCACCACUCAACUUGCUCCUUGCAAUGCAAUGUGAUCUAACAGCUGCCAUUACCACGCACUGGAUUGUAAUGUUUAUAAUUUGAAGGGAUCCUUGCUACCUUUGGUCUCGCUAUAAUUUCUUUUAGAUUAUAAACUCAGAGGACUAGACUCAGUUUUUAGGCUUAGAGAGAGAGUUUUCUUGUUUUCUUUUUGUAACUUUAUUUAAUUGUGUUUUGUUCUUUGUGAUUCCUACUUGUCGUUCAUUUGUCCAUUGUAAACAGCUGUAGAUAAUAUGUGAACCUAAAUAUUUAUAUAAUCAUCCGAACGAUUGUGUACACAUACAAUGCUGAUCAGGCGGGUAUGUGCUCACAGGACAGACCUGUUGGCUAAAUGCUAGCUUUCUAUUCUUUACCUUGGCUCCCUCCCUCUCUGUAAUUAAAACAAUGGCCUCCUUUGCAAUAAAAUGUAACCUUCCAGAACAUCUUGCUUUUCAAGCCAGAAUAUCCUGCUCUCCUGGGUAUAGGGGCUGAUUAACUUAAAAUGCAGUUCCUGAAACUGGUGGUCUGAAGAAUCCAGUUACUGAUAUUCCUUGGUUUGCAGAUAUCUGUAAGAAGAGGUUUAUUGCAUCUCCCAUGUGCUUACAGUUUGGAAGGACAGCUCAACUCAUGACGCUAGCUUCACACUAGGGCACUACAGAGAAUAGUCAAACAAGCUGUAAAGUGGAGUGCCUAAUGGGCAUUAACCCUUAUGAAUAAGAUAAACUGAACAGUAGUGAAAACAUACUGCACAUUGCCGUGGCUUAACGUUUAAAUUAAAAAACGUAGGACUCCAUAGCUUUGAAUUUGCAAGUAAUUUGGCUACUGCAAUGUAUAGAUCAGAUUAUCCCAACGUAUGAAAACUGUGUGGUUUUACAUGAUAUACUCUCCCUUUUAGGAGUUUAGGAGUUAGAAAUGAAAACAAAAGGAAAUUGUUUGGACUAAGCAUACAGUUGGAUUCACUUCUUGAGGGAAAUUUAAGUGAUGUGUUUUUCAUCUUUGAGUUGCACAUUGAAAUAGUAAUGCCGAAUGAGUGAUGUAAAUGGGUAUAAAUCUGUGUGGACACCGAACAUACAUUUAUCACAGCUGAUCACCUUGGAAGUUUGUGCUGAUUCCAUAAGCACGUAUCCCCAGUCAAUCAAGAAUCGUUGUUGGUUAGGGAUAUCUGUUAUUGAAGCUGCUGUGAAAUAGCCUACAAUUUGCAAUACAUUGACCCAGUCCCUUUAUCAAGUCCAUAUUAAAAAUAAAAAAAUACAAAUUUAAUUUUUUUUAAAUUCCCAAUGCUGUUAAAAAAAAAUUAAAUGUUUUUACCUUGUGUUUUUGUUGUGGAACCCGUAGUUAUAUAAGUGUCACAUAAGGUGAAAUGUAAAUUGUUUUAGUUUAAUACAAUGCAGGUAUCAGUGAUUCAUUGUUAUUGGCUAUGCAAUGCAAGUUUCAGUGACACAUGGUGUCAGUAUUGGGGGUUUUCUUGAGCCAAUAUGUCUUAACAUACAAGUUUAGCUCCAUGCUGACGGUUUGAAUGACAAGGGAGAGCAGAAAAGACCUCCCUCAGGCGGUCCUUCAGCUCUCAAGCAUAGCAACCACAGAGCAUGCGCUAUGGAAAUUCAGUAGCCGGUGCUGGUAGGGUGUAUAGGAACAGAGUAACUAAUGUCAUUCUGAGAUACCGGCAUGCUGGAAAUGAGGCCAGCAUGUCGGUAUCACUGAGGAGAUUUACAGAACAAACAAAAGAUGAUUAGAGUAGUAGCCGAGGACAGACCUGAUGUGGGUGUUACGUGACGAGUAACACCCAAGAAAUAUCUGAGGAGAUGGAAGACCUAGAACAAGUUAUGGUGAGUAAAUUACUGUGCAUAGAAUACAUCUUGCAUCUCCAUGAUAUAUGAUGUAUUCAAUGUAUUUGGGGACGAUUUAGCAAAUGUUCAAAAUAAAGUAAACCUUUUCUUAAAGUUUUUAAUUCCCUUUGAAUUCUUACUUUAGUGAAAAAUCCUUACAGUGUGUCUGUUUUACACUAUUAUUUAUUGCGAUUUAUAUAGCGCCAACAAAUUCCGUAGCACUUUACAAUAUUUAUUAGAGGGGGGAUUUGACUAUAAAUAGGACAAUUACAAGAAAACUUACAGAAACAAAGGGUUGAAGAGGGCCCUGCUCAAACGAGCUUACAGUCUAUUUCAAUAGACUACAAUUCUGAAUUUUUGUGAAUAACCCCCUCUUUGUCUUGCUCAUGGAGAAUCUCCCAGAAAAGUAUCUAAUUAACUUCCUGUGGUGAGAAAUGGAAAAGCCUUUAACGCACAGUGCAUGACACAGCAGGUCCUAAAGUGCAGCCUUGCUAUUUUGCAGAAAAUCAACGAAGUGAUGCUCUGCAGAGCUCAAACUCGGGAGGGGUUAGUCUGUACUCUGCAGAGCAAUUAACCAACUUACUGACCUGGAUUUAAUGUUUUAGGAAUGCCGGAUUAAUUAGAUGGGGGCUGAGAGGGUUGCCAAGUUUGUGUGUUAAUUAAGUACCCAAUUGUUUUGGAACUUUUGCAGCAUCAUAGUGUGAUAACCCAACAUUGAAUCACCCUAUUAUUACAACAAGAGUUAUGCCUACCCUAUUUAUAAAGGUCCAACAUGUGCCAUAGCGAUGAUGUCUGUUGGCAUUGAGCAUGUGAUGCAUGUUUAUACCUCCUCCACCCCGUACGGCUGUCUGGAUGUAUAAUAUAAGCCUGGCCAUCCUUGAGCUGUAACAAUGCCUUGUGUGUUUUUGUGUACUCCCUAUAGGCUCCAGAACCAAGGAUUUUUUUUAAAAAGGUUGAAAACAAAGCAAAACCAGACCAGUUCUGGAACAUUUUACAUUGUGAAGGGGGAGUUGAAACAUUUGAAAUGAAUAUUUAAUAUAAAUACAAAUUGUUUCUUCUGAAAAGUAUUUAUUUAAAAUAUGCUUGCAAAUUGUUUCUCUUCCCAUUUGUGCAUAUGUGAUUUUUUUUUAAUUUUUUUUUUUUUUUUUUUUUUUUUUUAAACAGAGAAAUCAAUAUGGCAUUGCAUGAAGUGUUUCUGAUGAUCUCUGUGAAUGUGGUCAGUGUGAAAUGUAUAAUCUGCAUGGCUGUUUUCCUAGGCAUGUAAUAAUAUAUAAAAAUUAAGAGGGAUUUGACUUAUUCAGAACUUUUAAAUGGAAGCGUGAGUGAUAAAGGAAACAUGCUUGCCAUGACACUUUAGCAGACACACUAUCUAACCUUGCCAACGAGCCCUACAUAAUUGAUUGUGGCACUCAAUGACAAGCAAAAUCACAAUUGAGACUGUUGUGGUUCUGCCCAAAAUCUUUUGGAAAUGAAAAUAUAAAACUAAAACUCCAUUGUUAUUCUCUUUGUUUAUUCAUGCAGGCUUGAAAGAAGGUUUAUUUACUAAGCUAUUCAGUCUUUAGUAAAUUGAAUUCCAAAUGGCAAAGUGUAGGGUACAAUAGCUGAUAUGAAAAAUGGCUUCACUCCGUUGUAGUGACGGCCUUAAUUUUAGUUUGCUACAUCUUUGGUUUCCGUGAAUAAAACCAUUGUAUUGAAAUGUUACCUUUACUUUUGGCUUUAUCAAUAGAAAAGACCUAUUUAUUUUGUUGUUUACUGGGUUUGUAAAAAAAUAGUACUGCAGUUCUCCUGUAAUGUUAUUUUUGUCUAUUAUCCCCUUUUGCAUUCCCCCUUCUUAAUCUCCUGUGUUGACUCACCAUGGUUCCAUCAUAUUUGGAGAGAUGCAAAUGGUCUAAACCAGCAUAAUUCUAGUGGGUGCAAUAAAAUCUUUCCAAUUUCCUGAACUUUGAGUAAUAUGUUAGUGUAUUUGACUCUGCUAUGGUAAAACAACCCAUCCCGCAUGAUCUAGCUUUUGUCUGCACGUAUGCAUUUUUAUAUUUAAAAAAAAAUAAAAAAAAUAACAUGUAUAAGCUGUUUUUUUUUCUUGUAUGUUAGUAGUUUUUACUUGUGUAAUGGAAAAAGAUGUUUGUGUGCUAUAAUUCAUCCACUAGAUUGUCAGCUCUGCAGGCUAGGGAGUUUUCCUAUUUGUGUGCAUUUCUGUUUUCUUUGUUUCCUGGCACAUCUUCUAGGGAGGCUUCCAUUGUGUCUCUCAUCACAUUUAUAUCCUGACUUUUUAUUGGAGAAUGAUGACAUCAGCCUGGGUGUAGUGGUUUAGGUGUCAGUUGAAGAGUUGGGGUAAAUAUUAAUUAAUAUUGCUGGAGGGACAGUAGUUUAUUCAUAACAAAGAAGGGUCUUGUUAAAUCUUGUAUUAGAUAUGGGUACCAAGUUAAACACAGUGGGCCUGUUUACAUUAGAAUGAACAUAGAAAGGUGUGGAUAUGUGAAUUAUACUCGCUAAACAUAAUUGCAGUGAGAUAUAACUAAGUGGCUUAUAUAUAGUGCAUUAUCUUUCCAUCCUUUUGUACUAAAUUUCUAUCAACCCAUCCUGUCUAGUCUUGAUGGCCAAGGUGGGUGACGCAAACGCAGAAUGCUGAAGUUAAAGGGUAUUUUAAAGAGCACAAAAUUCCAUCUGUACAGCAUGUUAGAUGUUCUAGCAAAUGUAUAGAUGGGGGAGGAAAAACCUUUUUAAAAAUAGGGCUUCCCUCCCCACUUGUUUGUCAAUUCUUUAGCAUGGACCCUAAUAUAAUUUACAAUAGACUCCAGGAAGAGUAUGUGUAUAAAAAGUGACAGGUUCACUUUAAAGCAUGUGUUCUUUGCUCCAGAUAGCAGAGUUUGCUUGAGGGGACAUGGCCCCCACAAGAUGCUGUACCUUGUCACAGGUGCACGUUUUGUCAGUCUGACCCUGCAUAAACUGUUACAAAAAGGCACGUGUUUCAGUCUGUUAGUAUGUGUUCAAAUUUAAACUUUGGUUAAUUAAAAUAAUUUAAUAAACAAAACAUAGAACUAGUAUUGAAGAAACUGGUUAUAGCUCAACCCUUAUGACAGCAGUGUUUGGCAUGUGUCAACAGUAAAUUGACAUUGCGCGUUGAGUGGUUCAAGUUUUGUAAUGACUAACUUGCACGUUGUGUAUUGUGCCCUUUGCCCUGUUGCUCUGAGGGUUAUUCACUGUAGUGUGAAUUAUCACACAAGAUGCGUUGCAAGAUUCCAUAUUGAAAAAUGUUUGACAUUGAGAAUUGGUCAAGUUUGAUUAUUUGGAACACCCCAUUGGGGGGAGGGGGAAACUAUUUAUUUUUGCAUUGUUUCUCAUUUGGGGGAUAUCUAAAACAGCUUGCAAAAGCUGCAGAUCUCUUGUCUGCAGCCUUUGCAAGCUUUCCUCUUUUUUUUUUUUUCACAUAAAUCUGUGCCAGUAAGAUGACCAAUUAGAGGUUUUACAUUGAGUAGCCAAUGAUGUUGAACCGCACUUUUGUGUGGGUGGUUUUGAGUGCAUGCUCAGCUUUCCAGGGAGCCUAGGAGGAUGCAGUGACCAGCCAGGGAUGCAAGAGUAAAAUGAUUCCUGUGGAUGCUCAUGCAUGGGCAUGUUUGCUAUAACAAACAAAUUCUGACUUUGGUUAGAAGUAGCACGCAUGCCUGUAAGCUUUUUGGAGCUAACUGAAUUAGAAAGAUAACUUUUCAAGUUGUUUCUGCAGUGAUUUUUAUUUUAUUUUUAUUUUUUUUAAUAUAAGUCAGCAUUUAUAAACUGGAAUUAAAAAGAGGAAGUCCUGACACACACAGCACUUGUGCUUCAUGUGUGUGUAGUUGUCCUUUAAAUUUGAAAUCCACUUUGACUUUCUGACAAGUCACACUUUAGUGAAUAACGUUGCCUAUAAUUGACAAGGUAUUGAUCAUCAUCAUUACCAAAACAGCAUCCGCAGCACUGGCAGGUAAUGUAGUCCUAAUCGACCACUCUUCCUAAGCUGAGCUAACUCUGGCUCGAGUCCUGCUUGUUUGGAGUUUAGCCACACACUGAGUGAGUGCAUUGGUAGCUACAGGAUUAAGCUUUUGAGAGAGUUAUAUGGGUAAGGAAUUAGAGAGAAGUGAGCAUAGAGCAUAUUGAGGAAAAUUGUUGUUGCUUUUUUACUCAUUUAUUUAUUAUUCAUCCUAGCCUAAAAAUGUGAAAAAACACACAUCAUCAUGCACGAAGGAAAAAUUGAGCCUGUGUGAAAUGAUGCAUAGUUGGAUUGCUUAAGGAGUUAUCUGUACUAAAUUUGAUUGCAGCCAAGGAGCUCUGUUUAUUUUGAACUAAUGCAUCUUCAAGACCGACAAGGGCGGGAGCAAAACAGUAAAUAUUUGGACAGGUUCUUGUGGUUUGCCUGCAUCAUUUUGAAGGGGGGUAUAAUUAUUACAAAUGGAGUUUGUUAUAAAAGGUUUGUUACUGGAAAGCAGGCAAGCCAUUGGCAAGUAAAAAAUUUAGUCCUGACAAUAGAAAUCCACCCCUGUUGAGCAUUUUAUGACUUGCAGUGGCGAGUAACUUUAAAGGCUUGACUACUCUUAUAUGGCUUCAAGAUCAAACUGAAAGCUGAAUUCUGCAUUUUUUUGUAAGCAUGUGUAUCUCUUGGUGGGGUUUGAGUAUUGAGGGCUAGAUUAGCUCCUGCCAAGAUCAUGACCUGUGCAAAUAAAAAAAUAAAAAAAAAAUAAAAAAAUUUAAACGUGUGUAUGUAUGUGUGUAUAUAUGUGUGUGUAUAUAUAUAUAUAUAUAUAUAUAUAUAUAUAUAUAUAUGUGUGUAUGUAUGUAUGUAUGUGUAUAUAUAUAUGUGUGUAUAUAUAUAUAUAUAUAUAUAUAUAUAUAUAUAUAUUAUAAUUACAGAUGCCCUCAUCUAUUGGAAAAACAUUCUCUUGAAAACGCUUUGUGUUGCAUCGUCCUGAACAGAACUGUAUAAAGGAGAAAAGGGCUAUGCGCGGUUACUCUAGCAAAUGAAGUGACACCUACUGCAGAGGAAGAAUAACAGAUAUAUGGCAUUAAAUGUUUAAUCAAGCUCAGCUAAUUAGGGCAAGAACUUUUAAUAACUUACUGUUCAAGAGAGAAAUCUGAUGACUGCUUUGGAUUUAGGAAAAAUAUAUAUUUUUAUUUUAUUGUUUUGUGUCCCAAUCGUAAACUACUUCUUGAAGAGUCUUUGUCUUUGGGAUCAACCGCAAAUAUUCGUAUGUGUUGAACGAAUGCUUUUACUUUGUUUUUUGAAAACCUUACAAAAAGAGCAAAGUUAGAGGAUCAUACGUAGUAGCUGCAGGUGCAGGGUUUACAGGCAAUCAUGUUUUGUUCCACGGAGUGACCUUUGCAAAUGUCAGGUGGUGGUGUGUGUUGUGUGUGUGUGUGUUUUUGUUUUGUUUUGUUUUGUUUCACUUGAAUUAAAGGGACUCUCCAGUGCCAGGAAAACAAACCGUUUUCCUGGCACUGCAGGUCCCCUCUCCCUCCCACCCCCCAUCCCAUGUUGCUGAAGGGUUAAAACCCUUUCAGUGACUUGCCUGUAUCCAGCGGCGAUGUCUCUCGGUGCUAGGUCAGGCUCCGCCUACCCUCCUCUCCCGCCGUCAGCUGGCGGGGGAGACCUAUUGAGCAUGUUCGUCCGGCAGCAGGGGAGACCUAAUGGGCAUGUGCGCCAAUGCCGCACACUCGCAUUAGACCUCCCGAUAGGAAAGCAUUGAAUAAUGCUUUCAAUACUUUCCUAUGGGGAUUUCGGCGACGCUGGAGGUCCUUACAUAGCGUUCUAUGAACACGGAAGUGUGCUCUAGUGUCUGUCUAGUAGACAGCCACUAGAGGAGGACCUAACCCUUCAAUGUAAAUAUUGCAGUUUAUGCAAACUGCAAUAAUUACACUUGCAGGGUUAAGGGUAGUGGGAGUUGGCACCCAGACCACUCCAAUGGGCAGAAGUGGUCUGGGUGCCUGGAGUGUCCCUUUAAGGUUCCUUAAUUAAAGUGAAAAUAAAUAAAUAAAAAUUUGAAAACUAUACUAUGUACAUUACCUGAAUGGUAAUCUAUACUCUUAGUACCAAAACUUUAUAAAUAAAUCUCUUCUCAGGACAGGAAAACAUGGGAGCGACUUACAUGAAUUUUAAAAACUAAUUUUAAAUUUUUUUUUUUUUUUUUAAACUCCAACCACUAUGACCACUUCUGCUCUUAGAAAUGUUCAUGGUGGUAGGAGUCUGUCUGUGCAACGUUUCAGCUUGAAAUGCUGCAUAUCUAGUAAUAUCUGCACUUUUGAUCCGGGAAUUCGGUGCACUCUUAAAGGACCACUAUAGUGCCAGGAAAACAUACUCGUUUUCCUGGCACUAUAGUGCCCUGAGGGUGCCCCCACCCUCAGGGUCCCACUCCCGCCCGGCUCUGGAAAGGGGAAAGGGGUUACAACUUACCUUUUUCCAGCGCUGGGCGGGGAGCUCUCCUCCUCCGAUCCUCCUCUUCUCCUCCCCGUCGGCUGAAUGCGCACGCGCGGCAAGAGCUGCGCGCGCAUUCAGCCGGUCACAUAGGAAAGCAUGCACAAUGCUUUCCUAUGGACGCUGGCGUGCUCUCACUGUGAAAAUCACAGUGAGAAGCACGCAAGCGCCUCUAGCGGCUGUCAAUGAGACAGCCGCUAGAGGAAAUAGGGGAAGGCUUAACCCAUUAAUAAACAUAGCAGUUUCUCUGAAACUGCUAUGUUUAUGAAAAAAUGGGUUAACCCUUAAAGGACCUGGCACCCAGACCACUUCAUUAAGCUGAAGUGGUCUGGGUGCCUAGAGUGGUCCUUUAACAUAUGACUUGGGCACCCUGAAACUCUGUUAAGGGUCGCCAAAUAUUAAUUCUCUGAAAACAAACCUACAUCUGUUGUCAGCAUGCAUUGCACACUGGCAACAGUUGUUCUUGGGUUCUCCCCUUGCAGGUUGCAUUGGGAGUGCGCCUGCAACUGGAAGAGUCUGUCUCUUCUUUCCCCGCCUUCCUCGCUUGUUUCAACCACACCUCUCUAUGCUCUUAAAUUGCUGCAUUUUCUUUCCAGUCCCUCCCCCCAGCCCAGAGUGCAUGCAUGUACUUUGAACCAGUGAAACAGUCUAAUCAAAUACUUCUCUGGGAGCAUUUGAUUGGACCUCGCAAGGCAGGCAGUGAGGUCAUACGGGGUGUGGUGAGCUUCGUAUGGUGCUGGAUUACAGGUAAAUUAUUCAUUAUUUUACAGGGUCUUAAGGGUUGGUGGAUAAGUGAAUAGUGCCCAAUUUGGAACACUCUUAUAUUAUGUUCGUCCAAUACAAGGGUAUAAUUACAUACUGCGAUACUCUGGUUAUUUUGGUAUCUUUUCUGCUGGACUAAUAUGACUAAUACAAUCAAUAUAUUUUUAUAUAAUUGGAGUAGCCCUUUUUACUUCCUGCUAAACUACAAAUAAAGAUUGUCAAAACAGGCAACCCGAAAGAGGAAUUUUAAGAAAGUUGCACAUUGGGCAGAUACAAGUUUCAGACUGUAUCUCAAACUGUAAUCUUUUAUUGUGGCACCAUACUAUGUAUAACAUGUUUUAAUCAAUGUAUCCUCAAUAGAAAUUCUGCAGCUUUUAACAGGAAUUAUCUGUAGGUAGCUACCUGUACAACUGGGCAUAAAUCCCAAAUUUGCUUUUACACUACUAUUGGGCCUGUUUUCUAUAUAUUGAGUGCAGUAUGUGGUGUUUAUUUUGUCGUAAACUGUUGGGUAUCAAAGGAUCUAAUAUCAGGGUACCAGGUGUGAUGGGUAUAAACUGUACUUAUUUCUUAUAUUUAGUAUGGCAAUGUAUAUGAUCACAAAUUCCAACUUUGAAUUUAAAAAUGUGCUUCUUCAACUUUUAUUUUCCCCUCAAACGAGGUCAGUAUUUUAACUAUAUAAUUUCAUUGUUGUUGCAUAACUUGUCAUAAAUUGUAUUCACCUUAAUGAAGUGCAAUAUGUCAGAGGUGUUGGCAGAGUGACCUAGAAACAAUGGGCCAAAAGUGUGUGAAUCAUACUGAUAGUUGUAACUGUACUUCAUCACUUUUGAAAUUGACAUGUGUUGCAAUUCAUGUAAAUGUAAAGGAGUAGAAAGUGUUUCAUUAAAAAGGAUGUCCGCCCUUUCUGUUCUAUAGGAGGGGCACAAAAACUACUGGUUGAUGGGCAUAUAAGCACCAUUUACACAAACAUACAAACUGUGUAGUUAAUAUAUGGGAAACCUAAUGCUACUGAAGUGUUCUGGAGACAACUGGUCAAGUGAUUUGUGAAGGUUUACAGAAACUCACAAUGGCAUUAAUUGUUCCCAACAUAGCUUACAAUGUAGAAAGUACAGAUGGUCACUUCUACUCAUGAGUUUUUAACACUGCUAAUUAACAAGGUAUAGUAGAGCUCUGCAUUCUUCAACUUACUGUUCUAGAUAUGUUGGUCUUAACUGACUACAACAUUCUGAUUUGCCAGGUAAACCACCCAAUGAGUGCUACAAGCUAUCUAACUGCUAUUCAGUUUGGGGUGGGAAGGAUUUAGGAGUAUGUAAUGGUAGGGGAGACUCACUCCACUGACACUGAUAAGAAAAUAUGGCAGCUGCAAUGAAUUUAAAUUGAACAUGUUGAUAAAAUGGGUGUAUAACUAUGUAGGAAAGGAUUAGAUUUGUAGAUUAUGCUAGUGAAAUAGCUAACAAAUGUUUGUUGGGGUAGAUCUGUUUUGAUAGCUGUGUCCCCGUGUCUUUUUUUUUUUUUUUGUUAAUUUUAUUAUUUAUUUUUUUUAUCCUGCUUUUGGUACUAUAUGGUUGAAAGAACGAUGUGCAUUUUAUUGCUACUCAUUUCUUUCAAAUACAUGCCCAUUUAUGUAGAAGAGAAAAUAUCACAUGGAUGUGCUUUUGAGUGUUUAGAACCUGACAGUGAUGGAAUCUUUAGCUUGAAUUACUUGCACACCAGUUGUUGUGUUGGUAGAACUCUCCAAUCUGUAGCAUUGCAAGAUCCAUAGAAUAAGAUACUGCUCAAGUUCUAUUGUGUCGCAAUGCUUAGAGUAUCCUUAAGAUUUAGAGCUGAGCCCUGAUGCAACUUUCACAUCUUUAUUGUGAUGCCUGAAGCAAAUAUAAGCUCUGAAUACUUAUGGGAGUCAGAGAGGACCCACCUUGCAAUAAAAAGAGAUUGUUUAACCCAAAUCCAUUGUGCCCAGCCCUUAUAAUGCUCUACAUUGCAGAUCCUUCUCUGUGAACGGAGGGAAGGUCUGUUUAACUCUGCAAUCUGCUUUUGCAGUACUGUAAUUAAAAUGAUUAGGAACUUUUAUGAAAGGUGCUUAAAUGUGUAUUGCUCUAAAUGUCUAAACUUUGUUUGGCCCGGGAACCAGCGAUGCUAUGCGAUGCUUGAGUAUAUUGGUUUUCCAUGGGAUAUAAUCAGAAACAAAAGCCCAGUCUUCAUAUGCAUAAUGCAUGUCCUAGUCUGAUAUCUUGACCAGUGCUAUGUUUAGACAUUAUAUUAAACCCUUUUAAGUCACGCUGUCCUUACUUGAUCUCCUCUAUGUAAAUGCCAACUUAAUGAGCGUACAUUUGCUUUGAAGAUAUGUUGAACUCAAGAACUCCAUUUGGAUCUACCCCACACUCAAACCAUUAACCAUGUACCAUCACCUUAUUAGCAGUUGCAAAUAGAAUACGAAAAAAUUAUUUGUGUGUGUGUGUGUGUGUGUGUGUGUGUGUGUAUAUAUAUGUAUAUAUAUAUAUAUAUAUAUAUAUAUAUAUAUAUAUAUAUAUAUAUAUAUAUAUAUAUAUAUAUAUAUAUAUAUAUAUAUGUGUGUAUGUAUGUAUGUGUAUAUAUAUAUGUAUAUGUGUGUAUAUAUAUAUAUUUUUUUUUUUUUUUAAAUCAGAAAGGGGAGGGAGUAACAAAUUCGUAGUUGUUUUACAUGUCCUGAUAAGAAACUUUAUCAACGACUCCAUUUUUAUUUUUCCUGGAUUGAUUUUAAUGAGGGAUCACCAACUUGAGAUCUUGAGUAGUUCUUGUUUUUAAAUUACAUUUUAGUUGUGUAUAUUAGUAAUUCACCUAAAAUGUCUCAGAACAACCCCACUCACACCACUAAAAUGAGUGUCCCUCUUUGUCCUUUUAAAAUGUUGUUCCAUAUCCAGUGGUCUAGAUAUUCUGAAAUAAGCUAUUGUACAGUGUUUUGGAGAAGGUAUGGACAGGCCUUUUGUACAGUCGUAAUGUACAGUAUCUCACAAAAGUGAUUACACGCCUCACAUUUUUGUAAAUAUUUUAUAUCUUUUCAUGUGACAACACUGAAGAAAUGACACUCUGCUACAAUGUAAAGUAGUAAGUGUACAGUCUGUAUAACAGUGUAAAUUUGCUGUCCCCUCAAAAUAACUCAACACAGAGCCAUUAAUGUCUAAACGGUUGGCAACAAGUGAGUACACCCCUAAGUGGAAAUAUCCAAAUUGGUCUCAGCGUGUCAAUAUUUUGUGUGGCGAAAUGGCUGCAAUCUUACAGAGCUCCUGACAAUCUACAAGAAAUCACUACUAAUCUGUAGCCCCAAAGUGCCAUCGAUGAGUACACUCACUCACAUGGGCACGCAUUUAGGUAGAGCCGCACACUGAUGCCUUUCCUGUUCUCACACACGGGCAAGAAAACCCGGAGGAGAACCGGGGCCUACCUCGAGGUGCAGACCGCAAAGGCUGCGCAAGAAAUGAUCGCACGGGCGGCAGGAAUCCCAUACGACACCCGCUUGCUGUACGGUCCCACUGCACCAGACACCCACAACAUGGGGAGAAUGUCCCAGAAACCUACCUCGGGCACCGGCAGAGACACCCAAGACAUUAAGGCCUUGUUACAGCACCCGACGAUGCCCAAGAUGGCGACCUCGCCGGACCGCGAGCGGAACCCCCCAGACACAGAGGGGGCCCCCCCUGCAGAAAUACCGUAGCCCUCUAGGGCGCAGUCGACCUCGGAAACACCAGCGGGCAGAGACAAACAAAGCCCGGCCACCAAAGAGGAUAUUGCCGACCUGCUGCAAGAAAUGAGGCAACUACAUGGCGCGGAUCUUAACCUGCUCCAGACUGAAAUACAGGCGGUGACGGCGUGCACACAGGCCUCUGAGGAAAAUCUACAAGACCUGCGGCAAGAGGUACAGGGGCUCACAGAACAAAUCCACCAACUCCAAGCCUCCCAGACCGCCCUCAAUACAAGAGUGGAUGUGUCAGAAUACCACAAUAGAUAAGUUAACAUCAAACCGAGGGGGAUCCCUGACAGCAUAGAUUCCACCGAGCUACCCCACUACCUUUGGGGCCUCAUAGCCACGAUCCUACCACACUCCCAAGCGAAAAACUGGUACUGGAUGGCUAUUUUCGUAACCGAAAGCCUAGAUGAGCACCCCCUAACGCCUCACAAGAUGUCAUCAUACGAUGCCACUCUGCAACAAACAAAAUCAGGCUUCUCACUGCAGUCCGGGAGGGGGGGGGGUAAAACCCCACUCACCUUUGAAUCCUCCAACCUCACCUUUUACCAAGAUGUGACACGGAACACCUUAUUAUGGCGCAGGUCCUUAGGCCACAUCACUAGCCAACUGGGCGCAGCUAACAUCGCUUAUAGAUGGACAUUGCCAAGGUCUCUCACGUUAACUAAAGACUGCACCACAACCAGCCUCACCUCACUACAGAAUGCCAAACUAUUCCUGCAGGACCUAGGGAUUGCCACACGACUCAGGCAACAGACAACCCCUGCCGCAACACAUUCUUGGAACCCGGAGAGAACGGCACCUUUCGUUCCCAGGGGUGCAGAGAUGCCGCGAGCCCCGACAUAUGAACGGUCUACCGAUCCAAGCAUCUAACACUUUCUCCUGUUUUAAUUGCUCUACCGUUAUGAUUAUUAUAAUUUUAUUAUAACUUUAUUUUUAUACCUUAAUUGCUGUUAAAAGCACACCAAGGGCUCUAAAACAACUCACACUAGACAUAGCACAGCUAGACACAGGAACCCCGCACAGGGGCACCUCUGGGCCCUAGCGCAGGCUCACACCACACUAGGAGCUACAACAGGCACGCAUAUGACCACACUCUACUUCCCCUCCCCCCCCGGGCUAGGGGGCACCAACCUAUGGGACCGAACCUUAGGCAGUACACACGCACUAAAAUUUGAACGACUACUUGCAAGCACCUUACUGCAGGGCCACCAUCAGAAAUUGUGGGGCCCCUAACACAGCUCAAGGUCUGGGCCCCCGGGUGCCUGCCUCCAAAUCCCGCCCACCGGAAUACACACACAUACUAACAGACACAAAUUCUGAAACAGACAUACACACAUAUAGACCCAUACAGAUACACACACAUACACUGACGUACAUACAUACAGGCAUACAAACUGACUUACAGACAUACAAACUGACAUACAGACACAUAAAUACAUAAUGGCAUACAUACACAUACAUAAUGAUAUACACACAGAUAUAUACAUAGACAUACUGACACACACAGACAUAAUACAUACUGACAUAUAUACACACAGAUAUAUACAUACACAGAUACAUACUGACAUUCACACACAGACAUACAUGCAUAUUGACAUACAUACACAGACAUAAACACACAGACCUAUACAAACACACAGACCUAUAGAUACACACACACAUAAACAGGACAUACACACACACACACACACACAUAUAUAUAAUAGAGACACAUAAAUACAUACUGACAUACAUAUACAUACACACACACACACACACACACACACAGAUAUAUACAUACACAGAUACAUACAGACAUAUAUACACACACACACACACAUACAUGCAUACUGACAUACUAAUAUAUACAUACUGACAUACACACAUUCACACAGACAUACAUGCAUAUUGACAUACAAACACACAUAGACAUACACACACAUAUAAUACAGACACAUAAAUACAUACUGACAUACAUAUAUACACACACACAUACACAGAUACAUACAGACAUACAUAUAUACACACACACACACACAGAUACAUACACAGAUACAUACAGACAUAUGAUAUAUAUAUAUAUAUAUAUAUAUAUACACGACCGAACACAUACAUGCAUACUGACAUACACAUACAGAGAUAUAUAGACAUACAUACAUACAUACAUACACACACACACACACACACACACACACACACACACAGACACACUGACAUAGAAACACACACACAGACAUACUGACAUACAUGCAUACUGACAGACAUGCACGCAGACACAUACACACUGACAUACUGAUUUAUACUGAUACACAGACAUACACACACCUCAUUUAUUAGCCACCCUCCUCUUACCUUUAAGUUGCAGGACGGUGGCUGGGGAUAAUGGGAGUGGAUGCCUCUGGUGUCCUCUCCUGUCCUCUGCUCUCCCUCUCCUCCGCUCUCCCUCUCCCCCCGCGCGGAGUAAGCUGGCAGGAAGUGACUGGCUGUCACUUCCUCCCAACAGCACUUGCGGUGUAGCCGCAAUUUUUUUUUUUUAAAGGGGCCCUAAAUGCUUGGGCCACCUGAUUAGCCAGGUGUAGACGCACCUGCGGGAGUUUUGCCACUCCUCGUGGGGCCCAGGUGGCCGGGCCCCCGACAACCGUCAUGGUUGUCACCCCCUGAUGGCGGCCCUGCCUUACUGUGCCCCCACAGGGAAAGGGACCUGCAGACCUCACACUGUCUUACUAUUACAUUCCCUCAGACGACAACCCAACUAGGAAAGGGCAUGUCGCACUAUAGCUCACCAAACACACGGGAUGAUAGACAAGGACCGCCUGACAGACACAACCGCACCAAACGACCGGCAGCUACUUGAGGGACCUCCCCACGGGCUAGACCUCUGUGAUACUCUCGUUAGCGCUAUUAACACCCAUGCCUCCUGCCGUUAAUAACCAUGAGACGGUUUGCACUAUGCCAGCACAGAGGCAUGCACCCUACCAAAUAUGACCGAUAAGCAUACAAGAGACACCAAGUGCUUAGUUGGGUAUUAUUUCCAAGAGCCUCUCAAGCUUGAUUGUAACAAUACUAUAAAAAUGUGCAAAGAUAGCAGAUACCACAUGUUACUCUACUACCCAUAAAUGUUAUACAGCUAUGUGUCACAAUAUUUUAAACGUUACUCCACCAACACUGGUUUUACUGUGUUUUACUGUGCACAGAAAAAUAAAGAAUUACGUUUUUAUUUUUUUUAAAUAUGAAUAUAAAAUAUUUUGUGUGGCCACCAUUAUGUUCCAGCACUGCCUUAACCCUCAUGGGCAUGGAGUUCACCAGAGCUUCACAGGUUGCCAUUGGAGUCCUCGAUCACUCCUUCAUGACAACAUCACUUUGCUGGUGGAUGUUGGAGACCUUACCCCUCCCCCCCCCCCACCCUUCCGUUUGAGGAUGCCCCACAGAUGCUCAAUAGGGUUUUGGUCUGGAGACAUGCUGGGCCAGUCCAUCACCUUUACCUUCGGUGGUGAUCAUCUUGGAGGUGUGUUUGGGGUCGUUAUCAUGUUGGAAUACUGCCCUGCGGCCCAGUCUCCGAAGGGAGAAACUGCAGCUCAGUUUCAGUGUCUUGGCAAUCUUUUUUUUUUAGAUCCUCAGAGUUCUUUGCCAUGAGGUGCCAUGUUGAACUUCCAGUGACCAGUAUGAGAAAGUGAGAGAGGCAUAACACCAAAUUUAACACACCUACUCCCCAUUCACACUUGAGAACUUGUAACACUAACGAGUCAUAUGACACCGGGGAGGGAAAAUGGCUAAUUGCCAACGGUUUAGACAUUAAUGGCUGUGUGUUAUUUUGAGGGGACCGCAAAUUUACACUGUUAUACAGGCUGUACACUUACUACUUUACAUUGUAGCAGAGUGUCAUUUCUUCAGUGUUGUCGCAUGAAAAGAUAUAAUAAAAUAUUUUACAAAAAUAUGAGGGGUGUACUCACUUGUGAGAUACUGUAUCUUUAUGUUGCUUUGAAGGAUAACCAAACCGCUUAUCCUAUAAACUGUGGGUUGAGCCAUUAUAGCCUGAUGCUCUGAGUGAGAUUACUUUAUACUUGAACACCCUUGAGAACAACUAUCUUGUUUAGAAAGACAAGAUUGUGGAGACAGGCUAAGGCAGAUGCAAGAGCACACGCCUUGGAAGGUAGACUUUAAAAGACAGAAAUUGUUUAAAGCAUUUAAAAGCUGUUAACAGCUGUUCUACAAAAUCCUGAUUGCCAGUAACCACAUCACACCGAAAAAAACUCUUUCCAGAGGUUACACCAAAAAGUGCAUUAACAGAUCGGUCUCAGUACCUAACAACAUCAAAACUACUGCAAUUCUCCAAAAUAAACUGGAUGGGCGAAAUAACUGAUGAUCGAUAUAUUAUGAAGGAGAAUAAGGUGUAUCAAGAAGUAGAUCCCUUUUUUUUAUUUUAUUUUUUUCUGAUCUUCAGAACUUGCAAUAAAGGGGCAAUAUGGUUUAUCCCUAGUGAUAUGUGAAGACAUCUAAACUUACUGCUAUUUGUAUAGCUACUCUUUAAGUGUGUAUGUUCUCACAUAACACAACAAGGCAGUGAUGGACUCUAAAAGCUAGCUGAGCAUCAUGGGAAAUGUAGUCCAGAAACCACUUAUGGUGUCAAGGUUAGCCAUCACUGCAUAAGGUAUCACAAUUUGUAACGUAGGGUGUACCUUGUCCAGUAAAAUAGCCUCCAUCGUUGCUUGGUUCUUAUGUGGACAUUCAGAGCAGUAAUCACUCCAGAUGGAUGGAUGGAUGCUCAUACCAUAUAAAUAUAGAGAAGGAAUAAGAUACCAUGGGGCCCUGGGUAGGCUACCAUCUAAGCCUCACCUUCAUUCUUCACAUAUAUGGCUAAAGGGAUAAAUGCUUGGUUCCAGGGCUCCUGUCUAACCACUGGGAGGCCACGUACGGUCGCUUUAUGAUCUUGCUCUGAUUAAAUAUCCCAUAAAAUGUUUAACAUUUGGCAGGAGACAAUGCUGGGCGAAGGCAUCUUUUAGUUUUCUCUAAACUCAAAUCAUUUGUGAUGUAUGAAGUAAGGUGACAAAUGGCUCAGAUUACUGUAUUCCUUGUUUACAAGUUCCACACACUUUCCUGCUGGAUUCCAUAUAAACUCUUCAUGCCUUGCCAUAACUUUCAAUUUUGUGAAGGUUACAAUAAUAUUUUUUGGUCCUGGGUUACGUAGAUGCAGAUUCAAAUAUUUAUUUAUUUAUUUUUAUCUUUAUUGAAAAUGUCAUCCAACAGUUGACAUACUGCAACAAAAUGUGAGUGACACAAAUGUGGUAAAUCUGUUUUGGGGCUGCAUGUUUGCAGUAUUUAUCAUGUUUCAUGUGACCUCUCUCUCUUUUUGGUGUGUUUGGGACUUGCUACCACUGUUCCUCUGCUUAUGCUAUCCAUCCAUUUGUGACAUAUGAUACCUUUUUUAUUUUUGAGCCUGUUCUCUUUGACCGGAAUCUUUCAGGUUUUGUAACAAAUGCACCUAAAACUCCAUACAGCCACUUGUGUAAUACAGCUAUAUAUGAUGAUGGGCAUAGAAGGUAUGUAAAGCAAAAUAAAGGGUUUUUGUCUGGAGAUUUUUAUCUUGUAGAAAGGAAAUGUGUGGUGGAUUUUAAUGGGCAAGUAACAAAAAGAAAAUAAUGCAUUUUUUUUAAGCUUUAAAUUGCCAUGUCUUGUUUUGGUUUGUGUCGUGUUACAUGUAAAUGCUGAAAAAUCAAUUUUCUGACUGAGCCUUGAUAAUCUCCACAAUGACAGUCUAUAAAAUGAAAGUCUACAUAUUCACACGGCAAUAAUUUUGAAAAUCGAAAAUAAGUGGAAAAAUAAAUGAUACAGACAGAGGAGUAACUAGAAACCACAGGCCCCGGUGCGAAACCUGCCCUAGGCACCUCAAAAAAUGUCUACCCCCCGCCACAUGCAGACAAACAGAUACACAUGCAGACACACAGUAUACGGAGACACACACAUAUAGAGACACACAUAGACCCAUACAUACACAGAAAUACAAACAUACAGAGGAACAUUCAUAGAGACACGCAUACACAAUCAAACACACACAUAUCAAAAAUGUUUUAGUCCCCCUCCUGUUUCCUAUCUUUUAGGUGCAAGAUGGUAAUUUUCUCUGGGGUCCAGUGGUGGCUCAGCCUGAUGGGAGUCAGAGUUCCCACUCUGACUCCCUCCUCUUCCUCCUGUGCGGCGCGGUGUGUAAGCUGGGAGGAGUGACUGGGGCAGUCACUUCCUCCCAGCUGUGAUGUCACCUCAGGUGGCCCGGUCACGCUGUUAAAGUGCCACAGCGCUGACCGUGCCCCCUGGAAAUUCAUUAAUUUCCCUUCAGUGCGGCCCAGGUGGUUAUACCGUGCGGCCAGGGCUGCAACACAUGGCGGCAGGCGCAGGGGUCCGCAGGGCGGCCGGACCCCCUGAAGUGGCGGACCUGGUCGCAGCUGCGACCCCUGCGACUGCGGUAGUUCCACCACUGGAUAAAUAUAUGACCAUUUUACUGUGCAACAUUAAAAAAAAACCUUUCCUUUUAACCUGCCUUUUUCAAAGCUGUAAUUGAAAUUAAAAAGGUAUAUCUUUUUGGAAAGAAAAUGAUUUUUAAUUUCAUGAAAACUAUUUAAAAAAAAAAUAAAUAAAAAAAAAAAAAAAAUAUUUUAUAUCCCUUCGUGACUUGAUUUGCACAUUGCAUAAUAAAGGGGCUAGCCCAAAUCCAUACCAUGUAGAAUUAUUUUUGUGUCCUUUUGAUUAUUCCCUUUGUUUAAAAUAGUGGCACCACACCGUUUUCUUCUAAACUGUCAUCGAGACUAAAGGGAAUAAACCUUUAAAUCUUACUUAUGCUCACCUGUUUCCUGUGCAUUCAUUUUAUUACUUCUGCUAUAAUUAGGCGCUUAAAAAGAAAAAAUAUAUAUAUUUUCUUCAGUAGUCUUUUUGUAUUGCGAUUGUUUUAGCAAAACAAAAGUGAAGGUAUUGUAUUUUAGUUUUGGUAAUUUAGUCCUUGUUGUCUCUAAGCAAAUAUAUACAGAAACACAAAAGCUUUGAUUUAUUUACAUUACUGUAAAGGUAGAUAAUGGUUUUCAUUUAUUUAUGUGUAUUCUUGGGAACACCUCUUCCUUCUGUGAAUAAUAAAUAAAUCACUUUUAACUUUCAUUUUUUUGUCCAUUGGUUAAUGUGUAUCUUGAUUUAAUCCCUUGUGUAUUCUAGAUUAUUCCUGCUGUGUUGUACAGAUUCUAAAAUCAGAAUCCUGAUAUGUAAAGUGAUCAUGUGAUUCAUCUGUGCGGUUGCAUGAUUGUGAUAGAGAAUUGCUAACUAAUAUAUUUUAAAAAAAAUUGCUUUGUUUUCUAAUUUUUUCAUUGUAACCCGGUGACUGCAUACACAAGCACUUGUUUAUUAGAGAAUGUGCUGAGCUUUUAAAGUGUGUUUUUAUUUAUUUUUAAUUUUUUUUAAGUAACCAGAUUCAUUAUUGCGAUCUUAUUUUGGUAAUUCCUGAAUAGCUAAUGCUGUUCCUGCUUUUAUUUGUGCUCCCCCUCCUUAAUGCCAUCAUACUGUGGAAUCAUUUUGGUUUCUAUUUGUUUGUUUAUAGGAGACAUCCAGUAAAGUGUAAUGACUUUCUGAUCUUGAAUUGUUCUACAGAUCAGAAUGAAGGUUAAGGAUUUGCUUAACUUUGUUUAAGAAUCUCUUAUUUAAUCUGUACAGGCCUUACAUUUUGCUUUGGCUCAUAGCCCAAAAUAAUUGCACUCGCCAGAUUGGGAUAGAUACGACUUGUUUUUUCUUUAUUUUUUUUAAAUCAAAAAGUACCAUUAGGUAGUCCUGCAUCAUCUCCUUAGCGUUCCCUGCAUUAAGAGUAGUGUGUGAAUUUAUCAUCUGUCUUUCAUGUUGUAAAUACUAGGGAUACUACUAGAUCUACCAUUUUAAUCCUCUGGUGACAUUCAAGGGCCUAUCUCACUAUUCUACGCUGUGUGCAGAUCUAUAUCAUAGACCAGGGGUAGGUGCAGAUCUCGAGGUGUCUUUGCACGGCACUCGAGGUGUCUUUAGACCAGGUGGGGUAGGCAACCUACGGCACUCGAGGUGUCUUUGCACGGCACUCGAGGUGUCUUUGCACGGCACUCGAGGUGUCUUUGCACGGCACUCGAGGUGUCUUUGCACGGCACUCGAGGUGUCUUUGCACGGCACUCGAGGUGUCUUUGCACGGCACUCGAGGUGUCUUUGCACGGCACUCGAGGUGUCUUUGCACGGCACUCAAGGCUGCUAGAGCCAAACAGGCUCUGGCCUGUCAGGAGUCCCAGUAAAACUUCAAAUAUCUGCUAAUACGAAAAGAUGGUGAAGGACAAUCCUCAAUUUAAGCAUUGCAGCACAUAGAGGAAAUGAUCUCAGAUCACUUCCUCCCAGCACUUGUGAAUGGGAAUCCACAACGCAGUAGAGCAGCCUGCAGCUGCUGUUGCAGCUCCUGUCUUUGACCUGUACCAGGCCAGCCUGGUCCCCACUGGAACCCAGGGAAGCCAACCAUACUGCUAGAUAUACACAGAUAUUGUGGAUCAAACCAAGUGUUUACCUGAGUAUCUGCUCCUUUCCAAAUUGUUAAAAUAAAUGCAUGCACGCUCUGAAGUAAAUUACACUGAGACACAGGUAUCAGGUUAAUGAAAAACUUUGGAAUGUUUACUCAGGGGGCGGCAAGGCCCUUAUAAAGGCAAAAAUAUAUCAUAUGCAAAAAAUGUAGAUAACAGAGAGAAUACAUCUUUAAUUGGUUAGGUGUCUUAUCUAAUGCACAUCCUACGAGGCUUGAUGUCACCAUCAUCCAGGGAUUUUACUCCGGAUGUAGGCGCCAUCUUGUUACAUGAGGUAGUUAGACGGUCGGAGAGGGUGCUCUAGUAGCCAUUUUGAGUAGAUAUUGAAUACAGGUAUACACAGUAAAUAGACAUUUUACUAUCACUAAUUUACAUUCAUAACACAGAAAUGAAGAAUAACCCUCCCCUUAUACAAAUAAUACGAACAGCCCACACUCAAACAUACACACAAUCCGCACAAACGUAACCCGCUAACAAUCCGCAUACAUGCACACAACCCCACAUGCAGCCUCUCCCAUGCAAUACCCCAAACUGCCCCCACACACUACCAACCACACAAUGUGACAUAUCCAAUCCAUCCACACACAAUACACAAAUAUGUCCGUACUAAUGAUGAUCAUGAAUGAAAGGAUGGAUACAACAGUGCAAGUCUUCCCCUUUGUCUCUUUAAUUAUCACACUUCAGACCAUAAAGUGUGCAGUAACGGAUCACCUUAAAGGGGCACUAUAGCGUCAGGAACACACAUGUUUAUUAUUACUUUCACUAUACUUUUAAAACCACCAUUUAGAUAGUAGACUCGCUUACCUCAGGUGAGAUGAUUUACUCACCUUUUUCCAGGGCCGCUCGGGACUCUUCGUGUAUGGGCCUGACACUGAAUCGCCUCCUUGGCUGACAUCAGAUCUCAUUAUUUCAGCCAAAAUGCUGUGAUGCGCCAAUUGGCAUCUCCUCAGAGAGAUACAUUGAUUCAAUGCAUCUCUAUGGGGAAAAGUUCAGCGUCUCGAUGCAGAGAGUGGAGAUGCUGACCGACCAUGCAGCACUGCCCCAAGAAGCACCUCUAAUGGCCUUCUGAGGAGUGGCCACUAAAGAUGCUCCUAGGCUGUUUUCUAUGAAAAGGCCGUGCUUACACUAAAAGCCUGCAGGGACAGGCUAUACUCACCAGAACUUCAAUAAGCUGUAGUUGUUCUGGUGAUUAUAGUGGCCCUUUUAAGCAUUCUAUGUGUUGUGGAAUACAUUUUCAUUUUUCAUUAUGUCUAGCCAGUCAUUUGUACAAUAGAUGAAGUGCCAAAGUUGGUUGUAAAAAUGUUUUUCCUCAUCUUUGUGACCUUUUUUAGGGUUACAUUUCAAGUUGACAAAGACGUACUAAAUCAGCAACAAUGCAAUAAAUUCUAUGCCUGCAACAUAAUAGUACACUGACGUUUAUCAAAAAUGAUCCAGUAAAUAUCAGAAUGCACAUGGUGUAUAAAAUGUGUUUACCGCUAUAAGACAAAAUCAGAAAGAAUGUAGAUCCGUAAAUAUUGGUAGUUAGAAAGGAUAAACUAGAAGGGUGUGUAUUUGACUUGGGUGCAUUAUUACAUUCAGGGUUAUUCAUUUUUCACCAACGUGAGUAUUCAAAGUAAAUUUCAAAUUUUAGGCUAGAGUAGCCAAACAGGAAGCCUAGUUGACUUCGAAUUUUUUCCCAGUUGUGUUAUUUUGGCCUUAUUUGCAAUUCACUUUGAAUUCUCAAUUUAGUGAAUUAUCCUGUCCCUUGUAAAGAAAAUUAAUGUGUUAAGGGUUAUUCCGUUCGAGACAAUUGUUUAAUUGGAAGUAAGAAUUUGUCCUUCAUAUGGAAUAUGCCAUAUUAGCCUGUCCAACAGACUUAGAAUUUAUUUUCCAAGUUUGAUGGGCCGGAGAUGGAUGUGAAAAUAAACAUGUGCAUUAUCUUGGUAGCAGAACAGGGUCUUUAAAAAGCAAAAUGUAUUGAAAGAAAAUGUUGUAAAUAACUGGCCAGGCUUCUAUCACUGCCAGUUCAUGUCUAGUUUGUUUGAUAUAUCAAAUAAUGCAUUUUGUAUACCUCUCAAGGUUUGAGUGAUGUCCAGGACUGAUUUUGAGUGGUAUCUAGUUUAAAUAAACACUUUUUAAAUUAUAAAUCUUUGUUUGUUUGUUUUCUACCUGUUUGUUGUCCAAAGGAUGAAAACCUAAUUGUAAUGCAUGACUCCCUUAACUUGGAUCCUAUUUUGCUCUGUUCCAUUCCUGUAUUAUUUGAAAGAUUGCUCAGUAUUCAUAUUUUGAGUGUUUGAUCAGUCUGGGUUGCAGCUGGGAUGUUCCUGUACAACUAAAGAAAUGGUAUGCCAUAUGGUAAUUGUACUUUUUAAUUACCUUUUUUGACGAUGAAUUUGCACAUGAGAAUUUAGCAGGUGAGCAAUAGUUUACCAAGAUUAAUGUGUUUUUCUCUGUUGGUCUUAAUCAUUUGUUUUGCAUUUUACAUCUAGAUAUCCCAGUCAGUCCUGUAGACCUUUUUUCCUAAUAGACAUUCUUUAGUCAUGUGGUAUAUACAAGAACCAUGGGUUCUAGGGCAGAUUAUGACUGACAAAUCCUUAAUCAUAUCCUAUGUAAUGCGAUGUCAUUAAAGUUAUUCCAAGAGUAACACUGUUUGCCCUGUGUUCUGUAAAUUGGUCUUAUGAAGCAACCAUCUGUUUAUUUUUUAGUUUUUGCCAAGCUUGGUAAAAGGUUUAAGUAAAUGUGAACUGUAUAUGAGUUCUGUCUGCCCAACCCAAGACAAUUCUCCCACAUUUUUAGUAUUUGGAGAUGGUGAGAAGAUCCCAGUAUCUGCUGUUGAGUAUUUUGUAUGUACAGUGGGCCCUUUAUUGGAUUUGUGUGUGGAGUCCUUUUAAUUGUUCAGUGACAGAAGAUAGAAGAAAAAAUAUUCCUUUUGUCAAAGCAUUUUCGUAUUUCUAAUUGGUGUUCUAGUACCACCCAUGUAUAAAUCAGUUAAUCAUUUGACACUUUGACAUGUCAUUUUAUUUACUGCCUGCUCAUUAUUUCCUUCCUAACUCUUCUUCCACCACAAUAUCUAAAACCAGAAUGCAAGAAUGCAAUCCACUUUGCUAGGUUUAGUUUAUUGUUGAGGUUCUUUGCUUACUAACUUCCCAUUAUAUAUUUUUUUAUUUUUUAUUAGAUCUUUGUUUUCUACAAAUUCUAACUAGAUCAAAAUAAAAAUGAUCAUCCAUACUUCGUCACCUAACAUUUUGGCUUUUGUGUUCCAUACUUCUAUUAACAUAAUAGGUGCAUUUUCAUUUAUUUAAACAAUAAAUGUAAAAAAUUCAGACAACUCCAACCUGCAAAGAAAUUGCUUAAAAUGUUUUGACCGCGCAAGCUUAACACAACUUUAAAUUUCAUGGAGGAGCAUUUCUAGAAUUGUAGUCCUUAUAAUCCAUGGUGACUUGACUGCAUUUUAUUAAUUCUGCUCAGUAAAUAGUCAUCUGGUCACCCGCAGAACAUCAUUGAUUGAUUUUUAGAUUACUUUAAAUGAACAAGGAACUAGUGGAGCUGAAGAGCUUGUAUCUAAGAGUUUGCUAAAACCAUCUGGCCAUGAUAGUGAAAGUAGAACAAAUGGUAUAACUUUUGUAGGUGGUGGUCCUUUUUAUGUUCAAUUCAAAACACAUUUGGGGAAAACAUUCUCACAAGACAAACAUAAAGGUGUGAUGACCUUUUGAGACACUUGAGUCAUUGUAGGUCAAUAACCGGUCUGGAAUUUAAAAUAUAAUUGCAGGAUUGCAUGUAAAUGAAUUGUUUGUCAUUAAAUGUCACAGAUGCUGUGGAAUUUUUCCCUACAAGGUUUGGAUUAAUGGUGAAGAAUUUAGACCAUGUAAAAAUAAAAAUGUACUUAAUAAUAUAGAUGAAUAAGGUUUUAAGACUCCAUAUAAUUGAAUCUCACAUGUACUCUGCAAUGAUGCCCUUGAAGUCUUGCCAGUUCUGAGAAGUAACCGUGGUUGAAUUAUUGCAAUCCAGGCUGGUUAAUGUACAUAACUGAGAGUCUUUUUGUAAAAACCUGUGGUUAAAGCUGGUUACUAUUCAUAGCUGUCUUUAACAGCAUCUUUAAGAACCAGGGCAAUUCAUGAAAGUUCUGUUUUCUAGCCUAGACACAUGAUCGAGAUACCACGAGAAAUGAGUGGGCAUACAAUGCUGACUCUGUAAUGAGUUUAGUGAGUAAAAAAAAAAAAAAAAAAAAUGGUUUGUCUGGCCACCAUAUUUAAUGCAUAGAUUGACUUCAGCAUUUACUUGGGUCCUUGUCCAUGUGUGGGUAUUUGGCAAAUAGGAUUGUCUGGUCUAAUAUAACAGACCAGCAUGUCAGUGUUAUUUACCCUGAUAAAAUAGCCAAGCUGGGAUCAGUGGAGCGUUUGUAGAGUUUUAUCAGAUAUUUCUGUGUGUUAGUGAAAAAGCCUGUGUUUCCUACAAGGCAGAUAAUUUUUAAUCUAUAAUGUACUCUGCAUUAGCAUUCUGCAUUUAAGUUUUAGAACAUGUCCAAGUAAAUGUUGUUGUUCCAGAAGGCUGCAUUUAGUUAAAAAUUUAAAUAUUUCUUCUAUAUUUCUAAGACCAGGAUUUGAAUUCUAGCUUGAUUUAAAAAAAACAAACAAAAAAAAACACCCCACACAUAGUCUUAUCUCCCAAGAACGUUAAAACUAAAUCUGAAAGCAAGAUGUGUGAUCUUGUUUUUUUCCGUUUUAUUACCUGCUUGGAAAAAGCAUAGCAGACAAAUUAUUGCAUACCUCCAGCCUAUUUUGAUGACACUGCAUUUUAUUCAAAUAAACCCCCAGACUCUACUGAUCAGAAAAAAAAAACCCUUUAGAUUAUUUAUAUUAACAUCAAAUUUGCCUAUGGUAGCUGUAAUGUAAGAGUCAACAACCCUUUAAAAAACUGAUCCUUUUGUCACCUAACGGCAACAGUGCAUUGUUUACUAAAUGCUCUACUUUUGUUACAUUUUUUUUUCUUCUUUCUUCAUAUAUUUUUACAACUGUGUAAUAAUCUGUUCCAAACUUUAAAAUUUCUACUCAUUAAUUAUUAAAGAAACACUCCAAGCACCAUAAAUACUACACACCACUAUAGUGGUUAUGGUUGCAAGUGUUCCCUUGUGCCCUCCCAGUGUAAUUUGACAGUCUGUUUUAGAAGGGUUUGACCCAUUACCUAGGUUCUGCAAGUUUGCCUGCACCUCCACCCCUUGGUUUCAGAUUCUCCAUGCAGGAAAAUACAGUGUGCUACACUAAACUAAGCUGAGCUGUGCUCAUUGGUUGUGAGCAGCAGCUGAGCGCUCUUAACCAAUGCGCGUGGACCUAUAUUGGAUGUGUUUUAAUGCAAGUAAGACAUCUGACUUCUCUUGUAGGAGAAGAACGCAUGCAAUGCUAGUACCUGGUGGACCUAGGUUAGUUGUCAAACUUUUCUAAAAUGGUUUGACAAAUUACACUGGGAAGGCACCAGGCAUUUAUGGCACAAUUACAACUACAGAGGGAUGUAGUGGUUAUGUUGCUUGAAAUAUUCAAAACUUUUUUACUUUUACAUUUCCUCCACUGCUUAUGGUCACCACUUUAUUUGGCAGGGGCUACAAUAUAUGGGUAGAAGUAGAGAUAUGCCCUCUUCUUGUCUGUAGAGCUUGGUUGAACAAAAUGAGUAUAUGUAAAAGCUCAGUUAUAUCCUGCUCAUGAAUAAUAUGAAAGAACCCCUCUGGCAUUUUUGGGAGUGCAGCUUCUCAAAAGGUUUAUGUAAAAAUUUCAGUUCAUGCAAUGCCCACAAACGGAAUGUAUAGUAGCCCGAUUAAAGUCUAGCACUUUUGCUUUACAGGACAACAAAACCCUCCUGCAGUCUUUAUUAUUCUUAUUAUUUAUAAAGCGCCACCAAAUUCAGCAAUGCAAUGAGCAGACUAACAAACAAGUAUUUGCAAUAAGACAAGUUGGAUGCACAGGAACAGAGGGUGUAGAGGGCCCUGCUCAAACCAGCUUACAUGCCAGAGGGGUACUAUCACCUCUUGCCAUCUACUAGGAAAUAUGUUACCCUGCUAUGUGCAUACCAAAACCUUAGCUGAGGGGAUCCCAAGUUUGAUUUAAUGAUCUAAAUUUAGGUGUGUGUGUUUUUUUUUUUGUUUUGUUUUUUUUUAAUGUAAAAUUAUAUUUAGUUGGUUUAUACAUGGGGUUGGAUGGAAGGGGUUAAUUUUAUGCUUUUGACUGCAGAACAGAAUUUAAAUUAUUGUAAAGUGCAGCAUGAAAACUGUGAAUCGGCCCCUGUCUGGAGGCCAUGGACCUAAUACUGGCAAUGAUAUCUUCCUGCUGCCAACCCAGGCUCAAGCUGGCACUACCAAUUUUCACAAGUUUAAUAUUCUUAAUUUAGUCUUGUUUUCCUGCAAACUCUAAAAAUAUAACAUUGUAAUACUUUUGCCAAUUGUCACAAGACAGGCAGUUUAACUAUUAAUGUACCAGGCAUUUUUCUAAAUCAAUCCGGUAGGAUAAUCCUACCUAGCCUGCCACCUUAUACCAUGUAAUGAGAUCAUUCCUUGGAAGCUCUGCUCAUCUAUUUAGGUAGAUAGACAAACUAACGAGAUUGUAAGAUAGCCUUUAUUGAUAUGGAUACAUUGCUAUUAAUUGAAGGACCUGUAUUUGGUACCAUGUAUCCGUUUACCAAUAUCCAAACACACUUGGUUGUAAAUCUUACUAGAGACCGAGUUACAAAUUAAUCAUUGCUGAACCUGCCUAACACAUGAAUCCUGCCAAACAGAAUAUGUCAAAGCACAAUUGUUUUGAGGCUGGCAGACUUGGAGCGAAUAAGAUUAAAAGGAUACUCUUUAAGCACUUACUAGGUCACAUUUCUCCUUUAUUUUCCCUCUGGCUGGAAUUCCAGAAACUAUGGCCUUCAGAAAGUUCAGUGUUGUCAAACCAGUUUGGUAAGCUUACAAAGCUUACAUUUUCUGUGCUUUUGUCGUGUUUUCUUCUUUUUAUUUUUUUCUUCUUUUAAUCAAAUGUUCAUAUCUUACAAAAAAAAAGUUAGAGCAGUUGUAAUAUCACUGUCUCAGAACCGUGAAGCCCAGGAUUCACCCCCGGGCAGACCACCUAAUAUAGUAAUAGUAAGUAUCCUUGGGCAAGACGCCUAACUAUAUAUGUCCACCUACCUCAAAUCCUCAGAUUGUAAGCAUAUUUUUUUCUUAAUGUAAAUACUUACACCUUCAUAUAUAAAUUAUGCACACAUGUUAGAAUGAACAUAGUACAUUUUAAAUUCUCAUUGGCAGGCUGUGGAAUAUUCCUGAUUUGCAAGACCUGUGUGUCCAGCUGUGGCUGGUUGCUUAUUAAUUUUUAUUUUUACAUCAGAGGAAAAUCCGCAAAAUGGACAGCAUGAGCAAGACACCAUCUCUGUGCAUUUCUGCUAAUGCAAGAAAAUAACCUCCCAAGAUCUCUAUGCAUUGUCAACACUUGCUGGAUAGCUGAGCGGCAGACAAACCCUCUCUAGCAUGAAGUGUGGCCACCUGUCCAACUUUAUCCACUCCUGUUUCCUUCUGAUAUCGAAUGAUGCCUGUUUAUGUUUGAAGGAACGUAUAAUUACAAAAAUUAGUUGGCCAUAUUAGAGCGAAGUCAGGGGUAUUUCAACAAAAAGGGCAAUUAUUUGUUUAUAUAUUCAAAAACACAUUGCUCCAGCACCUCAUUGAUAUUGUGGAAUUUUUACAUAGCACACGGACACAGUCUGCAGGAAGCCAAUUCACGUUAUCUGCGUAUACUAUUUUGCGGGGAAAAAAACAUUUUUUUGUCUUUUCUUUUUUUAAACUUUUUUUUAUUUGUAAAUGAACAGUCUGACGCCUCUAGAUUGCACAAACCUGUUUUUAAAAAGUAGUUUGAGAUCUGAUCUUUGAACAGACCGUCUGAAAGGUAAACUUGAGUUUUAUGCUCUUAUGCAUGUAAUGUUUUGGGCUAAAAAAAAACCUAACUAACCUUGUUCAUCAAGCUAAACUGGUUUACAAGGGCACAGCAUACAGACCUCUGUCCUCCUCCCCUCCCCAUUUAUUGCAGGCCCAAAAGGGUUGCUUUGAUUCUGGUUGAAAACUGUAUUUAUUAUUUUCUUCUGGUUUUCAGUUCUUUACACUUUUUUUUUAAAACUGUUUUAUUUUUGUUAUAGUUAUGUGCUCGUACCAUGGGAGAGGGCAGGCUCUCUGUGACCUGAUCUAUUUUGUCCUGUUCCAACAGAGGUUUAUAAAUCACGAACUCGGAUUAUCCGCUUUCCAUGAGUUUUCUCCUCCCUAUCCUAUAAAUCCGAUGAGAUUAUAAAUUCCUGGUUGUUAACCAGUUAAGUUCUAGAAAAAAGGAAGAGAACUUUUAAGUGUGUUCAAAAUCCCUCCGGUACUUCUGACUGAGCUUGAAAUGUGUUGCAGUAGUGGUAUAUUUAAUAUAGCCCUAUACACUCCUCCCAUCACUUGACAAAGGGAAUGAAUAUUGGUAAAUAGGCCAUGUGAAAAAGAAGCCUCUUUACAUUGUGCCAUGCUGCACAACAAACAAGUAUAUAAACCGUUACAUGAAAUAAAAGAAGAAUGAAGAUCCCACUUUUUGGGAACUUACAUUACUGAGGGAGUUAGGCCCCAAGAUGUAUGAUUGUGCAAAGUGUUGAAUACUAGGUGUUUCUAGAUGGAUGAGCAGCCUUCUUAAACGGACACUAUAUUAUCAGCAAAACAUUAGCUUAAUGAAGCAGCUUUGGUAUAUAAAUCAUGCUGCUGCUGCUGUCUCACUGCUCCAUUAUCUACCAUUUAGGACUUCACUUUGUUUAUGCAGCCCUAGCCACAUCUAUCUGCACAUGACUUACAGUCUUCAUAAACACUUCCUGUAAAGAGUCCUCUAAUGUUUACACUUCCUUUAUUGCAAAUUCUGUUAAAUUUCGAUUAUUAGAGAUAACAAGUUUAUAAAGUAAGUGAAGAUAUGAUUAUUAUUUUUUCAUGCAGACUGUGUCAUUUACAGCAAGGGGAGGUGUGGCUAGAGCUGCAUAAACAAACACACUGGAAGAGCAUUGAGCAGGGAGACUGCAGGGGCAUGAUCUCUAUACCAAAACUGCUUCAUUAAGCAAAAGUUGUUUUGGUGACUAUAGUGUCCCUUUAAAUAUGCAGGGUUUCACAAUGCUUUUACAUAAUUAAUUAUAAUGGCCACACCUGGAGACAUGGCAGAUGCCGUCUAGGGCUUGACACAUCAUCUUAUGCUGAGGUACUGCCCUGCCACUUCCACUAUAAACUGGGUAGGUAUCUUUUGUUUUUGAGGUAGUUUCCCCUUUAUGGUCCGAUGUACCAUCUGCCCACAUAGGGUAAAUCUCUGGGUAAAAAAAAGGUUUCAUAUGUGACUAAUGGAGUAAAAUGGGGACUACCAACACAGAAUAGGAUAAUAAUGCACCAUAUAAGAGAAUACAGUUGUCUGCAUUCUCAAAUAUCCAUUUUACCUUGUGCAAUGAGGCUCUCCAUGAUGGCCAAUAAAUUAUGCACAAGUCUCUGACUCACUGUUAUCAGAAGUGAGGGACCCUGUAUGUGACAUGUAAUUGGUAUAGAGGAAAUGUAAUCUCUUUGAUACAUUUCCUCCUUUAAUGCCUUUCUCAUCACUAACAUCGCAGCAAGUGUUGUGAGCUGAAACAUGGCACAAAGUAUUAAAUGUGAGGCAGUCACUAUGGAAACCAGUAUACACAUUCCACUGGUGACUUCUUUCCUUUGCUCCACUUUUGAGAACAUAAAAUGGCCUCCUCCAUUGUGCAACUGAUGAGCUGUUGUUGUUUGGAACCGGAUGGCAGUGCUCAGGGAGCAGCAUUAUUUUACUUGCUUUUUUUAUGGACUGAAGAUGGAGGCAUAGCAUAGAAUCAUUAGAAUUGUAUUCAUUCAGAAUACAUCAAAUUUCAAAAUAGACUGUAUAUAGUGAAUUAAAGAUGUUGAUGUAUCUGAUGUGUAGUGUAAGGUCAUGUAAAUUGAAGUAGUCAACUGGGGAUAAUCCACUGAAUGGAGCACUAAUUUGUCAGUAUUGUAAAGCUUGGUAUAUGCUGUUAAGGACAGCUUGUGCCAGGAAAACAUACUCGUUUUCCUGGCACUAUAGUGCCCUGAGGGUGCCCCCACCCUCAGGGUCCCCCUCCCGCCCGGCUCUGGAAGGAGGAAAGGGGUAAAAACUUACCUUUUUCCAGCGCUGGGCGGAGAGCUCUCCUCCUCCGAUCCUCCUCCUCCUCCGUCGCUGAAUGCGCAACUGGCGCUUCACGCAUAGGAAAGCAUUUACAAUGCUUUCCUAUGGACGCUGCGUGCUCUCACUGUGAAAAUCACAGUGAGAAGCACGCAAGCGCCUCUAGUGGCUGUCAAUGAGACAGCCACUAGAGGAUUAGGGGGAAGGCUUAACCCAUUAAUAAACAUAGCAGUUUCUCUGAAACUGCUAUGUUUAUAAAAAAAUGUGUUAACCCUAGCUGGACCUGGCACCCAGACCACUUCAUUAAGCUAAAGUGGUCUGGGUGCCUAGAGUGGUCCUUUAAGGUGUAUGUUUUACCAGUUGAGGAACUGGAUGUAUGUUGUGUUCUUAUGUUUCCAACCAUGUAAUUAUUUUGGCAAUAUCACUUUGACCAUAUUUUACCUUUGCAAAAGAUAGCCCCACCAAUACCCUCUGGUGUAAUUUUGAAAAUUCUGUAAAAUUGCAUUGAAUUUAGUUCCUUUCCUCACUUCUCCUUUAAAAUCUGCCAGAAUGUGUUGGCUACACAAUAUGGUAAAAAAUAGGUCACAGGAUUGUGAAAGGGACUUGUGAACUUUAACCACGAUUCAACGCUACAAAAGUAUUUUUAAACACAUGUAGCCAAGUGUAGGGCCUGCGGUAUUCUGUGGGUAAUUGUCAAUGUCAAGUAGCCAGACCAUGCAAUGUAGACUACAUGACUGCAAACACUUUUCCUAAAAGAUGUAUUCUUUUAAUAAAUAAUUUGUCAUAUGCAAAACCAUUAGACCAAAAGUGCCAGGCUCCUGUUUUCUGGAUAAUUUAUUUUCCUAAUCUGCCUUUAAAUUAAGAUGACCUUGUGUGUCGUUGGCUAUGCUGUAUUCACAUGCUGAGUGCACACAGCAAAAUACAGCCAGCUUCUUUUUGACUCAAUGCUGUAUUCAAAAUUGAGCAGAUAAUACCAGUGUUCUUCGUAUUGUAGGAAGCCAUGUCUGCAGAUUUUGGUCUGCAUGUCUCUGUGCCACCGCUCUAACUCUCUCUCCUUCUCUUUCAGAGGUACCCGAGGAGCUGUGCUCUCCCUGUUACACAGACCAGUAUGAACAAGAACACAUAAAGCCAGCCGUGAUCAGCCUCUUAUUGUCAUCAGAUGUGUACUGUAGAGCAUAUCGCAGGGCCCUUCCUCACGAGAGUAGUCCUCCUCGUGACAAUGCUGCACUACUUCUCUUGUUGACACGGAAGGGGUUGACACCAAUGAACCAGGGAGAGCCUGUGAAGACCAUUGACCUGAGGGAAAAACCCAUACGCAUGGUAGGAAAAUAUGGGAAGUAGUAUGUUCUUUGGUGGAAAUUACCUAUAGUUUUUACUAUCUGUGAAAUGUUGGGGGAUGCAAAAUAGUGUUACAUCAUUGAUGUCACGUGUCCUGCAUGUGCGGUUCAUGUUGUCACUGUUUUAGAUUUGGCACCUGUGCCCUUUUCUAUAUAUUUUACGGCACACUUUUAUACAGAGGUGUAUAAACCCGUCAGCCCAUUACUUGUGCAGCAUUUCCUUUUACAGUUUGUGGUGAUUCUGCAGGGCAAGGUCCUUUGUAAGCAAUUUAUUAUCUUUUAUUUCGCAUAAAACUUCUGGCAAUGCCCUACAGCAUUACUCAAUCAAUUGAACAAAAAUGUAAAUACUUAAAGGGACACUAUAAGCACCAAAACAACGUUGGCUUAACGUUGGCUUAGUUGUUUUGGUGUAUAGAUCAUGCCUCCGUAGUCUCAAUUAGCUUGCUGUUGAGGAGUUAAAUUGUUUUGCUUAUUCAGCCCUAAUAAACCUACUGUGCUGUCACAUCUUAUCAGGGCCGGACUGGGACAAAAAGUUGGCCUUUGCAUUUAAAAUCAGAGCAGACCUACACGAGUGGGUGUCUGGGGAGGGAAGGGGUAGGAGUUGUCAUCACUAAUCACAUGCACAUCUCUCUAAAGUAGGCAUGUCGAUGUAAUUCUCCCCCAGAGCGGAUAGGAUUCUUGUGGUGUUGUGUGUCUGCAUAGGGCUGUUUGCAUUAUUUUGUGUGUGGAAAAGGUUGUUGGUAUAGUUGACAUAUGGGAGUUUUGUUAUGUUUGUGUGUGUGUGUGUGUGUGUGGGGAUGUAUGGGGUGUAGAGUAUGUCUGGGGGGGCGGGGGGGCAUGAAAUGUAGAGGGUUUUUUUAACCACCCACGGGUUAGCCCCCCAUAUUGAGAAUUUUAACAAAAGAUUAUUCCAUUUGUUAGAUCUUUGUUAGAUCAGGUUUGAUCAACAAUUUUUUUUGUUAGAUCUACUCUAAAAUAUGCGAUAUUAAUAAUCAUUUUCAGGGGGGGCUAACCUGUAGCCAGCCCCACUCAACAAAAAUUUGUGCAAAAUGUUGUUGAUUAUGAUAGCUCUACAUUAGAUCAGGUUUGAUCAGGCUAAAUUUUUGUUAGCUCUAGUCUAAUUACUGAGAUAUUGCAUAUAUAAUUAGGGGGGCCGAAAUUUCCCCCCCCCUCAACUGAAAUUUGGACAAAAUGUUACUGAUUUUGGUAUAUAUUCGUUAGAUCAGGUUUGAUCAACUGUUUUUGUCGUUAUAUCUAUCACGCAAAAGGCGGUAUUUACUACCUAACUUUGUGGACGUGACUACGGGUUAGCCCCCCUCAACUGAAAUUUUUAUUUUUUUUAAUUGAUUUUGGUAGAAAUUUGUUAGAUCGGGUUUGAUCAACUGUUUUUUUUCGUUAGAUCUAUCACGCAAGAGGCGGUAUUCACUACCUAACUUUGUGGGUGUGACUACGGGUUAGCCCCUCCCACAGUCCGAGGGGAAAUAUUUAAAUGGAUUCAUCAUGCUGGUUAUUAGAGCUUGCUGUUAUUAGAGCUUGCUGCGGCCCACCGGGAAAUUUCACUGAUUGUAAGAUAAUUCUCAGGGCUCCCUCUUCACUGUCCUCCAGCUCCACUGGACCAUCAUGGAAUCAUGUAUCCCACCUCCCUGCCCACAGGUAAGAGGCAGGGAGAGAGGGAAUAAGUUAAAAUUUAAAAAAAAAAACUUCUCAGCCCCCCCAAAUUUACUUACUACCACAAACACACAACACCACAGACACAUGCUGCAUGCACUUCAUUAACACAAUCAUGCACCGCAUUACUCUGGUUAUACUUUCAUAUUCAAAUAUCGCUAAUAACUUCAGGCUGGGAAUAUGCUGGACUUUAUCACCUCAAUACUGUGCAUGUAGAGAAUAAAAAAAAUAUGGAAAAUGAUCUACACAUUGUGUUAGCAAAAUCCAUGCAAAUUCCUAAGUUAUUAUGUCACCUGUGGCUUGAUUUGAAAAUUUACUGGUAUUUAUGUGCAAAAUUAAAAUAAGAUUGUGAAUACCACAACUUGAAUGAUAGAUCUUAUGAAGAAAACAGUUGAUCAUACCUGGUUUAAAGUAUAUCCACCCCCUCCUCCUCACACUUUACACCCUUCUCCACUUUCUUCACCCUUUCUACCUUUGAAUUCAUAAAAUGUAACUGGAUGUAAAGCGUUACAAGUUAGUAAGCUAUGGGCAUCACGAUUUUGCAAUUGCGCUUGUACAUUCUAUUGUUAUCCUGGAUGCUAAUGCUGCCUUGACUUUGUUACUGCACAUAAAUGUAAACCAAAAAUUAAUUUAAAAAAAAUAAAGUAUAUCUAGAAAAAAAUUAAUUUAAAAUUCCAGUUGAGGGAGGGCUAACGUACUCACCUCUCCCCUGUAUACAAAAUAGGAUUGUGAAUACCGCCUCUUGCGUGAUAGAUCUAAUGAAAAAAACAGUUGAUCUUACCUGAUCUAAUGAAUAUCUACUAAAAUCAAUAAAAAAAAAAAAAAAAUUUUUUAGAUGAAGUGGGGCAAAACUGUAGACACGCCCACAAAGUUAAGUAGUGAAUACCGCCUUUUGUGUGAUAGAUCUAAAAAAAAAAACCAGUUGAUCUUACCUGAUCUAACGAAUAUCUACCAAAAUCAACUUUAAAAAAACAAAAAUUUCAGGCUAUAGCGUCACUUAAGGGUAACAGGGCACCAGGGCCGGACGGCUAUGACAUAAGCUAUUACAAACAAUUUAGGGACGUCCUGGCUCCCCACCUCACGAUCCUUAGUAACCACUUUAUGCAGGGUGGGGUGCCUGACAUGGACAUGGCGACAGCGAAUGUAGUACUCCUGCCAAAACCGGAUAGUGACGACACGCUAGCUCCGAAUUACAGACCGAUAUCACUCAUCAAUAUCGACCUCAAAAUCUUUGCUAAAAUAUUAGCAUCCAGACUGACGCCCCUUCUUCCGCGCCUGAUCCAUCCUGAUCAGGUCGGUUUUAUACCCGGACGUCAAUUAUACAAAAAUACUAGACGGGUAGUGGACAUGUUGUGGUAUAUGAUGGAGUCCAGAGCGCCUUCUCUAGCACUCUCUCUGGAUGCGGAGAAGGCGUUUGACAGAGUGUUGUGGCCUUACCUGUUCGAGCUGCUCCGCUUCCAGGGAUUCCCAGAACCAUUUAUAACGGCCAUACAGGCACUAUACACGGACAUGAGGGCACAAAUACUCAUAACAGGGGCGCGCAGAACACCGUUCACCCUGGGGAAUGGCACCAGACAGGGGUGACCACUGUCCCCCUUACUGUGGCUCUUGCCCUAGAGCCGCUCCUGCAGGCCAUCCAGCAGCACCCGCACAUUGCGGGAAUUGACGUCAAAGGCAUGACAUUUACAGUGUCCGCAUAUGCUGACGAUGUCCUGCUGACCCUCAGCGAUCCGUUAAACUCGCUUCACCACUUAACACUGCUGCUGGAACGAUUCGGGAGUCUAGCAAGCUACAAGAUAAACUACACCAAAUCGGUGGCGAUGCCUUUUCAUUUAGCAACCCCAGACAUGGAGCUCAUACGCAGGCAACACCGAUUAAAGAUAAACACGGAAGAGUUUAUGUACUUGGGGAUAUGCUUAACAGCAAAUCCAUCAUCCCUUUACGCCCGCAACUAUACACCCCUGCUGCAGACCAUCACCAAAGAGCUGGAACAGUGGACAGACAGGCCUAUAUCCUGGCUGGGCCGUGUACAUUCUAUAAAAAUGAAUGUGCUGCCGAGACUUCUGUUCCUCUUUCAGGCACUCCCGGUGAAAGUAUCCCGAGGGGAUCUGACAGGCCUACAGCGGGCAAUAGACUCCUUCAUUUGGCACACUAAGCGCCCGAGACUAGCGCGGACUCUCAUGUAUAGACCGAAACCUAGAGGGGGACUGGGACUACCUAAUAUAUAUACUACUUAGCGGCGCAGUUGACCCAAGUUAUACAUUGGCACACACCCCCAGAUAGGAGACGCUGGGUAGAAAUAGAAUCGUUGAUGACGGGAUGGGACCUCCCACAGUUCUUCAUCUGGGUACCUAGACCACAAAGAGCCAUUCUCAGAACCACAAACGCAAAGCAUGUGCCAACAUGAUUUAUCUUGCGGCCCGCAAGGCCCUAGCCCAAAAAUGGUCUUGCCCGUUUCUCCCACAAACAUCCCUGGUUAGGGCAAAAUUGCGAGAUAACUACUUAAUGGAUAAACUUACUGCUCAAGUGAGGAACACGCUGACAGCUUUCCACAAGGUAUGGGAUCUGUGGGAGCAGUACGACACAUAGAACCCGGGGCCGGGGCGUGGAGCGGCAUCCAAAAAUACUCAUAGACGGAGAUAGCUGAGACCCACUCUACUGCCAUAGACAUACCAGAUCCCCGACGGGUGGCAGAGACACCACCAACGAAAGGGUACCUAGUUACCAGAGCCUUUAUGCAAAGAGCAUCUACGAGACUGCUUUUGUCAAGACUUUGACCUAUUACAAAAAUAAAUAGAUAAAUAUAAAGAAAGAAAAGGAAAAAAAAAAAAAUUUACACAGGGCUCAGGUCCUUAAAGAUUUCGACCACUUUAUUUUUCUUAUACUAUCUUCUCUUUAACUCUCUUACUUUUUUCUUCUUUUCCUCUAUCCCACACAAGUUUCUUGUUAUGUACAACUGGCAGAAGGCAAAAGGGGCACUGAUGAAGCUUAACACAACUCUUUACCACUACAGUGGUCCUUCGAAGCCAAAGGCACACCCCGUGACUGAUAGUUCGCACUCUGUAACUCCACUAUAUAUCGUUCUGUCGGGGUCUAAUGUACUCAUUAAGGAACGGUCAUUGUUUGUAAGGCCAUUGUUGCGCCAGAAUGCCAGUGUAUGUUGUUUUAAAAAAAACAAAAAAAAAAACCUUGACUGACUGUGAACAAACCACCCAGUAUUGAAUGACAUGCUGCAUUUAUUAACCACUGCAUGUAUUAACCACUCCAUUUUCCUUUCUGUACCAUGUAUACAAUGUUAUCUUUACUGCAACAAGGCUUUUGCACAAGCCAUACAGUGUUACAUUGACACAGUCUAUUUCAUUGACAAAAAUAAAGAAUUUAAAAAAAAAAACAAAAAAACCCCCUAAAAUUUCAGUUGAGGGGGGGCUAACCCGUAGUCACGCCCACAAAGUUAAGUAGUGAAUAUCGCCUCUUGCGUGAUAGAUCUAAUGAAAAAAACAGUUGAUCAAACCUGAUCUAACGAAUAUAUACCAAAAUCAGUAACAUUUUGCCCAAAUUUCAGUUGAGGGGGGGCAGCCCCCCUUAAUUAUAUAUGCAAUAUCUCAGUAAUUAGACUAGAUCUAACGUAUAGCUAUCAUAAUCAACAACAUUUUGUAAAAAAUUUUGUUGAGUGGGGGCUGGCUACGGGUUAGCCCCCCCUGAAAAUGAUUGUUAAUAUCGUAUAUUUUAGAGUAGAUCUAAUGAAAAAAAUUGUUGAUCAAACCCGAUCUAACAAAUGGAAUAAUCUUUUGUUGAAAUUCUCAAUAUGCGUGGGCUAACCCGGGGGUGGUGGUUUUUUUAUUGAAUUUUUUAAGUUUUGACUUGGGUGGACAUAUUGGCAAUGGCCAAUAGAGGGCAUUUGUAAACCAAACAAACUAAACUGUCAAAAAGGGGUGGAGUCACCCUUUAAAAAGACACUACUGAAUGUUUGUUUUCUUUAUUACACACUUUGCUGUCUACCAGACAGCUACUAGAGGCGAUUUCUGCUCCGUGAAACAAUGCUGGAUGUCCUCACACUGUGCAUGCCCCAUUGGAAAGUAUUGAAAGGCCUAAUGCAUAUGCAUUAGGUUCCUCCUUGGCACAUAUGUUGAAGGAGGUGGAGGCAAAGUGAAUGCAAGGGAUAUUUAUAACGUGUGUGUGUGUGUGUGUGUGUGUGUGUGGUGGUGGGGGGGGGAGAUUAUUUUUAUUUAUAUGGCUGGUUUAGUUUGCAAAUAGGGUUUGUAGUGUGUGUGGGGGAGGGAGGGUUGGGGAGAUUAUAUAUAUAUAUAUAUAUAUAUAUAUAUAUAUAUAUAUAUAUAUAUAUAUAUAUAUAUAUAUAUAUAUAUAUAUAUAUAUUUAAAAAAAAAACAUUUUUAAUAAAAAUAAAAAGCUGUUUUAAUUUUGUGUUUAGUUCUUUUGCACAUUUGUGACAACUUGGCUGCCAAACCACAUGAUGAACCAACAGCAACAGAGCUGGCCAAGCAUAACAAUGUGGAUGCAUCACAUGGAUAUAUAUUGCAUAUAAAGAAGGGGGAGAUUUUCCAAUCUCCAGUAGAUCCACACAAUAUGCCUGUGAGAUAUAGAAUUCAAGCUUCAGUGUUUUCAGCAACUGUGAAGGGUUCUGUCACCACACAGUAUAAGACCUGGAGGCAAACAGCAUUAAAUUCUAGAAACUUGAGUAAUUUGACCGUGUGUAUAGUAAGAAUUAUGAGGAUUUUUUUUUUUGAUUUUUUUUUAUAUAAAUUUGAAAAAAAAGAACACCAGUGUGAUCCUUUAUGUGGCUUGACAUGCUGAUAAGAUCUGAAAUUGAACCAGCUCUACCAGGAGAAUGAUGAUAGUAGGUUGUGUAGGAAUAAUUAAAAAACAAAAACCAAAAAAAAUAAAUAAAACAUUUUUAAACUCUUCAUGACCAUGAAGUUAGUGGUGGUGACGGCUUUUAAAUCCUGUUUUUUUGCCAACCACUUAAUUAGUGGACUUGGCAAUAACUAAAGGGACUGCACUUACACGUGCUCAAGGAGAGAUAUGAUAGGCAGACAGAUUUACUUUCAUUUUUUUUUAAUGUCUGAAUUUAAGUCUGUAUAGAAACAGAACAAAGGAGAAUGUAGAACAGAUUUAAAACCUUUUUUUCCUGUUAAUCCAUAGUUUUGCUAGCAAAUUUGUCGGCAUAAUCUACAAUUUGUUUUUCAUGCAUUGUCUGCAUUGUAAAAACCAUUUAGAUGACGGAUAUUAAAUACACAUCUCUCACUUUAAAAGGAAAUACAUGUGUUGCUAAUUAUUGCAUUUUAUCAAGAACUGCAAUAAUUACAAUUGAAUGAUUAAACGGACAGGGGAACUGGACCCAGACCACUUUAAUGAGAUGAAGAACAGAUAAUUUAAUGACUUCUCUUUCAGCUGAAGAAAAAUUGAUUGAGAAUUGAACAUGCAUAGAACACAAUUUUGUUUCCAUAUAGUAUUACAUAAGAGCCAUUCUUACACUUUUGGAUUGAUCCCAUAUAUUCGAUUAACGAGCGGACCUAUUGACAUUGGAUAAUCUGCUUGGACACUAGCUUUAUCCAUGUCUGUUCAACGAUGAACAAACUGCCAGCACUGGGCAGGCAUUUAUGGCAUAUGCUCAGCACUCACAUUGGCAAGUCUUAUUCCAGUUCCUGGCAGAGUUUGCUGGGGAUUGUGGGAACUUUUUAAAAAUAUAAUGUAUGCAUAUUUUAUAAGAAUUAUCUAUAUAAUGCAUUAAUAAAUAGGCCUUGAACUUCAGCUGAUCUACCUGGCGAAUAGCACAUGGCUCUCGCAGCCUUUUUGCAAUCUGCCUGCUGAGCACUUUACCCUGAGAAAGCCAUAGUUGCUUCCUGUUUUGUUAUUGAUUUGUUUUUAUUCUGUAUCUGUAAAAGACUGUAUCCUUUUAAUUUGGGGUUCUCUGAAUCUGAGCAUUCUGGGAUCCGUGCUGCUAGCACAGUAUGUAGAUUAUUUCUGUUCCCGAAUGCAUUUCAACUAGAAUCUCCAUUUCAUGACCUCGGCUGUAGGAAUUUCAAAUCUUCAGUUACUGUAACUUUGGAUACUUUGUAAUCUCAUAAUCAAGGUAAAGUGGACUGAUUUGGAGAACAGUUUCAGCAUUGAGAUCCAAAGUAACUCCAUACCUCUUUAUUUAAACAAAGGCUCAAUUCAGGCUGUUCUUCAAACCAAUAAAGAAAAGUUAUUUCUGCAAGGGACAGCCUUGGGAGCAGAAUUUCAGUUGUUAUAAUGCAUAUCAUGCUCAGAAAGACAUGCAUUUUUAUUUUUGCAUUGGGUUAAAGGAACACUAUAGGGUCAGGAACACAAACAUGUUAAACCAAGUUUAGGUGGUUUCUCCUCCCCCUCCCCCCCCCCCACCUUAGCCCCCUUAAAAGUUAAUAAAACUAACCUUAUUUUUAGCGCAGGUCUGCCGGCAUAGGCCACGUCCCUUGGUGACAUCAGAAUUGCUGAUUUUUAUCGGCAAGAUGGCAGGGCCAAACAGUUUUGGCCCAUCAGCACCUCCUCAUAGAAAUGCAUUGAUACAAUACAUCUCUAUGAGGAAAAUUCAGCGUCCCCAUGCAGAGUGUGAAGACGCUGAACGGCACUGCUGCCUACUGUGCAGCACUGAGCCAGGAAGCACCACCAGUGGCUAUCUGAGGAGUGGCCACUUGGAGGUGUCCCUAGGGGCAAUGUAAACACUGCUUUUUCUCUGAAAAGACCGUGUUUGCAUGAAAACGCCUGAAAGCAAUGACUAUGCUCACCAGAACAAUUACAUUAAGCUGUAGUUGUUCGGGUGACACUAGUAUCCCUUUAAAGUAGCUGCUGCACAAAUGUCCUUAUUUGCUAUUAAAAAGAAUGGAGAAAAAUGUGCCAUUAUCGCACAAUAUCACAUUUCAGUUCAGGGACUAAUAAAGACCCUGCAAUCUGUUUUAUUUCUUACUAACUGAAGUAUUGGCAUUCUAAUUUCGGAUUAAUUACCCAGGAAUUCUAGGGUUGCCUUUGAUAUUUCUACUUAGCCCCUGGCUCUGACAAUUCAUUGGUUGGUUGUUUAUGGGGAUGUGGGCAAGGUGCAGGGCUGUUUUGGGGAUUUGUAAUUGUGACUGAAUGAUUUAUAGAACGGUAAGAAAUUUAGUAAAACCUGUUUUUGCAUCGAUGCUUACUGUAGUUUUCGGUACAUUAAUUAUGAAAGAACACUUCACACCAGAUAUUUUGAGCUACUAGUAAAGAGGGACACCAGGUUAGCCAAAGUAGAUGUAUUUGGAUACCAAAUGGAGACUGUUGCUUCGAAAACUUUCAAGGGGCUGUCUUGUCCUUUUUUUUUUUUUUUUUUAAACCUUACUAUAACAAGCAAGGUAAUAAGAAGUAUCAUUUGCGUAAGUAACAAACUCUUGGAUAUUUUUGGAACAUGCCCUUGGGUGUAACGGUUGAAUUGCAGUAAUAUAUGUAUAUUUCUGUUUGCAUUUAUAGAUUCUGUUAUCGAAGUUAGAUUUUGUUUGGUUGAAAUAAUGUUGGCAUAAAGUAACCAAAUCCACCCCCAAACCCCCCUCUACCCCAAAUCCAAUCUCAUUUUCUAUAGCAAGUCGAAGAAAGAAGAUUUCUAUAGCAAGAAGAAGAAACUAAGUGAAAAGUUUAGGACUGGGUGUCAGAGAUCAUAAAUACAGAUCUAAAGCUCUCGGUUUGCUUUACAAUCGUAAUAACCAGAGCACAGUACAAUAUAUUAUAGAAAGAAGUGUGUUGUCAAAUAUAUCCAGGAAUUUAACAUAUGCUAUUAUUUUGUAUGUAGUUAAAGUAUGAUCAUGUUUAAACAAGAGAUUAGAUUGUGUACGUGGAGGUUAGUAAAUGUAUGAUCUACUACAGCAUAAGUAGUAGUGGAUCCAUUAAACAAUGUUCAUAUGAAACUGGCAAAACUUGAGUAGGUGACCUAUGUAAACCAGUUGUCAAACUGACAAAGAGGAUCAAUUUAAAGGUUUUAAAUGAGGGUGGGGCCAGGGGUGGGGCUGUUCUGAUAGAUUUUCGGUGACCAACUAAUAAUUUUAUGCAACUGAAAAGUAAUUUCGAAAAAGAACAAUUUAUCUUAUUUACACAGAUGGAUUUAUUAAACUUAUGUAUUGUAAUUUAAAGACACAUUACUGUGAGUAUUAUUGCUGUUGAGCUUUGUUAUACACUCAGACUCACAAACAAUAGGGAGUUCCUAAAAAAAAGAGGGACAUUAAGAGAGAAAGAGGCAUAGUGGGAUCUGGGCCUCGAAUCGGGACUGUCCCUCCUAAAUAAAGACGUUUGGGAGGUAUUUAUCUCACUACUCAAUUAUGACCUAGCAAAAUGAGUUAUUAUAAACAUUAACACCUUAAGGACACGACACAACUUAUACUGACGGAAUAUUCCCGUCAUGUGUCCUUAAGGGGUUAAAGGGAUUCUAAAGCAUAAAGAAUACAAAGUUGAACACUAUAGUUCCUUCUGGAGCCUCCUGCUCAGCACAUAAAGGGUUAAAAUACUCUUUUAAAACUUACUCUAUUACAGCACUGACCUCCCUCACCGUUGGGUUGUCGCUCAGCCUCCCUCAGACGUCAUCCAAUGAGGGUGGCUAAUGUACAUACGCGGUGAGCACAUUAAGCAAUCCCUGUAGGAAAGAAUUGCUUCAUUGCUAUGGGGUUUUCACACUAGAUUGUGAGGACGUCCAGUGUCAGGCGACAAAACGUCGCUUAACCAUCAGGAUGUACAUCUAGUGGCUGCCUGACAGCCACUAGAGGCAGUCUUAGUCCUUCAAUGUAAUAACUGCAGUGACUUAAUAUGCAGGACUAAGAGGGACAGUGCAGUGGUCUGGGUGCCUAUAGUGUCCCUCUAAUGGACAUACAAGCCAUUCCUUGUCAAAAACGAAGGAAUCAAAGAAUGCUCUGAAUAUGAUAACCGUCUAAGAGAGUGUGUUUUACAUAGGGAAUCUACAAAGUAAACAUGUAUGUUUAGGCCAAUCUGGCACAUACAAUUAAAUAUGUUGAUACACUGGAAUAUUACCUGAAACCCCAUUUCCUUCCCCCACAGGCUGCCCACCAAGCUGUGAUUGAAGGUCUAAUGACGGUGUACUGUCUCCAUUGUGUCAAGCCCCUCUCUUCAGGAGCAGAGCCUGUUCUAGCUACCAUGGAGAUCAAGCUUCUUGCGUGGAUUGAUAAGGUAAAUUAUUUUUCACCCUUGUCUCCAAAGCUGUUAUUCCCCUCCUCAAGUAGCCACAUCUCAGAAUACAUCUAGCUCCGUUUAAACAUAUUGCUGAAUCUUCACGUUUGUUGUUUUGUUUUCUCUGUCUUUAGGUAAAUCGGCAGCUCCUGGAAGAGGCUGAGCAGGAGCAGGGACGAAAACAGUUACCUGUCUCCGAUGGGCAGAACCAGGCUGGGGUAAGUUUGCAGUGACCACAAUGACCACAAUGGUUUGCUUUAUUCAACUGUAGAGAGGGGAGCAAUAUGAUGAUGGUUUAUAACAAAUAAUAUUUUGCUGAAUGAGGAUUGAUAGUUUCACUAUGGGUUCCUUCUUAUGGGAGAUUCUUUAACAGAGAUAAGCAGUCAGCACCUCUCCGACCAUUGCAUUAUAAUCUCCACUGUCCUCUGUACGGUUAACUCUCUAUCAGCUGGUGGGUAGCUCUUUUCCAAGCUUGACUGUCUGUUUUAAAAGAGAUGACAUCAGCAAAAUUAAUUGUAACACCAAGUUCAUUCUCAGAUGGCUUUCCUGCCAAAAAUUUACAGGAUGAGGUGUGCUCCUCUGUGGGUUGAUAUUAAGGAUGUUAGAUUUUAUUUCCCAAAUCCUCCUGCUAGUCUUCAUAGAUACUGUUAAUGGUUAUAAAAUUUUUGGAAAAGUGUUUAUUAACUCCAGCUAGAUGACUUAUGUCUAAUGAGAAAUUGGGUCCUGCUUGCCAGGCUCUGUCAUGUGCUGUAUCUUUAAAUGUGUAUCAAGCUUCUUUUAUCCAGUGCUAAUUAACCAAUUGUAUUUCUAUUAAUGUAACUCGAUUAUUGUGUGAUAGCACCUGUAUUUCAUUCAAUCUGCCUAUUCUCUCCCUUGCCUAUUCUCUCCCCAUUCAUUAUCCCUCUGAUCUACACCCUUUCUCUACUAUACGUCUCAUUCUACAAUUAUAUUCUUCUACUUCUUAUCAUUCUCCCUACUGGUCUUUCUUCUUCCUGCACUUUUUGCUUGGUCAUGGUUUUUCUCUCUGCCUGUCUCAUUCUUUGUCUUUCACUCCAACCCCCCCCUUCCCCUUCCCAAUCCCCCUUUUUUUCUCUCUCCAGUGCCCCUCCCGCUGGUACUGGAAACUAGUCCCUGUAAGUGGCUUUUUCUAUUUUUCUGUUUCAUUAGCCCCCUCUAUUUCCAGCCUGCCAGUUUCGCGCCCUUCUUUGUCGCAUCAUUAAAGCUGCUGCCUGUUCAGCAACUGUUCUAAGUUUUGCAUGCAAACAACGUGAAGAUGUGGCCUGUAUCCUUGGCAAAGGAUUGUGGGAUAGUAGAAAGUUUUUUGUUUUUUUUUUGUAUUGGUUUGCUUUACUUUUUCCUGUAUUGUUUUGAGGGGGCACUUUGUGUGAAUCCAAGUUUUGUCUCCAUUAAUCUUAAAUAUUAUUGUCUUUUCCUUUUAUGAUUUUCUUUAUAGUUAAUGUCCAUUAUUCUUUGUCAUUUUUUUCUUGCAUGGUGCUUUCAUAAUUCCCCUCCAUUUACCACUUUUUUCCCCAUUAUUUUUCAUUUGUUUUGUCUUUGUUUCCGUAUAUCCCAGAAUCCUUUGCAAAUUACUAGUGUUCUGCCUCGCCUCUUACUUACUAUAAGUAUAAAAUAUGGCCAUUUUCAUUCUAAUUAGUCAAAUUCAUUUACCAUGAAAGGCAAUAUAAAUAAAGUAUAUUAUUUACCUCGAUUGUUUUGUAAAACUAUGUGGUGCCACUCUGACAAAAAUGCCUUAUGGUUUCAUGAUUUAAAAAAUUUACUGCGUAGCAUUUAGCUCUUGAAGAAAACCAGUUACUCUAAAACAGGAAGUAACAUUUCUGACAUUCAUGGGGAGUUCAAAAUGAUUUUUCCAGGACUGUCUCAUUCACUCUCAGGCACUUGACGUUUAUUCUUCGCUGUUUUUACUGGUGCAUAGUGAUUCAGUGAUUUUCUACAUUACACAAAAUUUUAUUAAAUUAAUGUCCCUGCCACUGGAUGUUAUAUCUCUGGAAUUGAAUUACUUCCUACUGCUGUAGUUUUCAACCCAACCUCAAAGCAUAGAGAAAAUACACAGUUCAUGAUUAAAGAAUUAAUAAAUUCUGUGCCAAUGGAGAUACUGACAAAACCUGGACCACUGGUGUGUCUUGAGGAAUGAGUUGAAAACUGGUGGCCUCUAAACAUAAUGGGCUUCUUAAAUCAUUUAUAUAUAGCUUUACUUGUUGUAGUGAUAUAGUUUAUAAUUCUGCUAAUGCAAGGGAAACCGGUUAAAUGCUUUACAGGCCAAACUUGCAAUGUAGUAAAUGUCUCAUAUUAAUAACACCGUUUAAUUUAGCCAUUCAAAUAUGCAGUAAUAUCAAAUGUUGCUACCCCUUUAACUGUUUUAGCACAGUGCAAAUUCUCUCUUUAAAAAAAAAAAAAAAAAAUCUGAAGAGUUUGCUGUUCAAUAUGAGCCUUAUAUACAGACUGCUAUACGAAAAUAGUGUCCAGAAGCUCUAAUGGCACAGAUGCCAACUCUGUAAUUAAGAACAUGGCUGGUCUGAUCGCAUGGCCUAUGCCGUCAAUUUGUAGUUAUGCAUAACCACAAUUUAAAAUGUGCAAGUGCUUUUUUUUUCCCAGCCUCCCCAGAUAUUUUGUUAUUGUUGAUCACAGUGCAUUGAUUGUUCCAUAAAAGGGGAUUUGGUCCACUUAACCAAAAGGCAACAAUAUUUUUAAUACAUUUUUCCUUGUAUCUUUUAGUGGUAAGAGGCGAUGCUUUAGAAGAUAUUGUAUCCCUUGAGCCCUCAACAGCUCAAUUGCUGCAUGUCUCUAGUUGUUGUUUUAUGUUCAUUAAUACAUGUUUUUGUGUAUAUCUAUAAUUCCCCUGACCAUUUUUUUUGCCAGAGCGAGGUAAAGUGUUGAAGGGGUUUAAGCAGUUUAUUUUUCUUUUUCAAAUUUACAUUCCAAGGUGUUAAUUUUUCAGAAACCAUCCUUUUAAAGUACAGAUGGUGUCAUUUAGUGUGCAGGCUGCCAAAGCCUCAUUUUCAUUGCUAUGGAAACUAAAUAUCUCUAGUCUUCAUUUUCCUCUUUUUCCUGAGCACCCUGAAGUUUUCACUCCCCCUCAAUUUAAAUUUGGGAGAUUUUUAGGAAAUUAAAUUAAAGGUAAUGUGGAGUAUUGGAACCUUGUUAUUCUAAACGUAGGUGGCAACACUGAGAUGCCAGGAAGGGAAGUAAAAAUAUUCAUGUGUCCGAACUACCCUUGCCCCUUAUAAGCACGCAAGAACUGAGGGCAUACAGCUUGGUAAAUGUUAUUUCCUAAUGCAGGCUGAUACCAAACCAGAGUUCUUCUUUAUACUCACUUUUAACACUGUUAGCGGUCGAAACGUUGAUUUUAUAUGCGUUUGAUUUAAUAUAUUUUUUUGUUUACUAAAUCCAAUGAGUGCUCUCAAUUUGUUCCAUUUGUGUGUGUGUGUGUGUGUGUAUGUAUGUGUGUAUAUGUAUAUGUAUGUGUAUAUAAUAUAUAUAUAUAUAUAUAUAUAUAUAUAUAUAUAUAUAUAUAUAUAUAUAUAUAUAUAUAUAUAUAUAUAUAUAGUCAAGUACCAACAUGCAUAUAGUAUCGAUCAGACCAAUUAUGGACUUUGGUCUAAGUGAAAACUUAGUGUCUGGAGUGCCAAUCCCAUAAACCUGUAUCAGUAGUUUUAUGAAAGUGCCAACAUAUUCCUCAUUGUCUGCAGCACUGACAAUGGGAAAGGUGAAAAAACUUACAAUAUACACAGACCAACACAAAAGGGAAAGUGUGCCCUGCCCAUGAGCUGUGGUCUAGUCAUAGAAGCUCUUUGAAACCAAAAUGGAAUGUCACACUCAUUUAAAGGAGGAAGGUAUGUGUCCAGGUGCUAAUUAAGUAAAUAAAUUCCCCCAAAUCUAAAUUACUAACCAAUUUGAGCACACUAUCUAAAACACAGAAUGUUCCCACUAUCCUGGCUCUGCCACUAAAAGUUACGCCAUUUGAAUAGUACACUACUGCUUUAACCCCUUCCCCUCUGUAUCUCUGUCUCUCAUUCUGUCAUUCCUUCUAUACUGAAUCCCCUGACUCUCUCCGUUGCUCUUUUCUGUUGCAUUUAGCAUGCCAUCGCUUUUUGUUUAAAGGAGUCUGGGAAUAAGCCUCCCGUGGUAAAGUAUUGUGCACGCCUGCAUUUCGGAAAGCCUUUAUUGGUUUAUUUUAAACUUUUAUUUUAUUAUAUUUUUAUUCUAUCAAACCUGUAUUUCUUCCAUUUAUUUAAACUAAGAAAUUUAAAAAUGUAAACAAAAUGUAUUGUGGACGGUCUGAUAUUUCUCAAAAUCUUAAGCUUUCUUGGAUAUUCCUUAUGACCCACACCCCUGAUACAGUUGCCUAUACGGCUUAGUUAAUCAUAUCAAAUAUAUUUAACUUCAUGUGUCCCAUUAGCUUACAUUACAUCCUUUGUACUGGUAUCAGGGAUGACUGGACAUUGGCUUGGAAUUGGUGACUUCAACUUUUUGAGUGCUUCCACAGACCUAUAGGUAUCAAUGACCCUUUUCCUCAGGACUGUUUGGCUAGUCACUAGAAACAAUAACAAAGGUCUGUAAUGAACCAGCUCCUUCUGUCCCAUACAAAUGCUAAAUAAGGCCUGGUGCAGUAAGAACUAAAACACAUUAAUGGCAGAAACGUUGUGCUUGUGAAUAUUAAAAUGUAAUGUUUAAAUCCCAGAUGAAGAACAUGGGAUUACACAAUGUUGUCUCCACUCCCCCUGAUGUUCUGACCCCACCAUACGAUAUGUUUUUCACAAUUACAUGCCACGCACGUUCCUUGUAUGUUUGGUAAACUUGAAUGGCCAAGUGCCCAGUACACAGAGAAACUGCUUACAACUACCUAAUGGUAUUCCCAAAAUGGCUCUCCUCUAGGGUUGCAUUGUAUCCAAAUUUCCUGGCAGCAAAAAAAAAAGUUUAGCUGGAUUCACAGCAAUUCUUGCCAAAAUCUGUGGGCAGGGCUCUGAUCUUUCAGAAUAGGAUCUGUAAUUUGGAAUUGCUGACAAGGGAAAGGGUGAUUUUGUGAGAGAACUUGUACUAGGACAUAUAUGCAUUACAUUCUGAAGGUUAUGAAACCUGUUCAAUUAGAUGUUACCGCUAUCAGACCUGUGAUGCACAGAUUCCCAAAACUCCCCUUGCUAUGCACUGCACACAGUUAACUUUGGUUCCAAAUUCUGUGUAUGAUGUAAAUGGUCAAUAUAUAAUUAAACAGAUAACUUGUUUUUAAGUUUUCUAUUGAACAGUAGCUUGAAUAUAGGUCAUGUUUUCUUUUGAUCUGUAUGUUCAAGGCAGCACUACAUUUCCCUAGAUGUUGGAGAUAUUCAUCAUGUAAUAUGGACACCUUGUGGUGGAUGUUGUUGUUGCAGCUACUGUGUGAUCCAAAAACAGACUGGGGUUCUAUGGUAUCCAUGCAGUGUCACAAAUCUUGCUUUCAAAGCCUUUUCUUUUUCUUCUAGCUUUCUUAGCCUUCCUCUUGGUCUGUCUUUGCUGCCAGGAUCCCCUCUCUACACACUUUGCCUUCCUUUUAAUUUAGCUUCCUGAUCUACCAAAAUAUCUUAUGCAUGUUUUAAUUUAUUGUUUUAUUCUGCCUUUCCCUUUCUUUUUUUUUGUCUGCCAGUUCUCUUUAGCCCUCCCAUCUGUCUCUGGUUUGCUAAACUUUGAUUAGAAUGAUCAUGGAUAACCAAUAAUUCAGGGUUCUAUAAUCUUGGCUCCUUUUCUCUUUUAACCACUUUAUUAAUGAUCCUGCAAGGAGCAAUGAUAGCCACUUGUCUUUGUGGGUGGCACGAAAUUAGAUGAUGCUCUUUAGUCUUAACAGAAUGUACAGCAAAGAGAUUCGAAUAGUUUAAGGGAUUGAUAGGCAAGUGCCAGAUUAGUUUCAGUGUAGACAGCAGACUAACAGAAAAAAAUGAGAAGAAAAUCGGAUUUAAAAUCCACCUCCAAUAUGAAGUACAUUUUUUAGCUUUUUAGAACAUUAUGGAGGAAUUAAUAAAGGAAAGUAGUAGACCAUUUUAAUUCUAAAGAAAGUUAAUAAAAUCAGAUAAUAAUGCAUUCACAUAAAAAAUUGUGCAGAUAAGGUUUACAAGCAGAGAAAUCCAUGAAAGCAUCUUAAGAUGGCACAUUUUUGUAUGUUUACAAAUAGUUGCAAACCUGACCAGCUAAAAGAAUGUCAAUAGCCGCAGCCCAAAAGUAUGACCGUUCUAAAAUCAACUGGCAGAAGUUGUAGCUAUAGCAUUAGAAAAGACAGAGGGUAAACCAAGCUGCUAGGUAAGUUGUGAAUGUAACCACAUAACAUUGAAAGGAAUUUUACCUUAAACAAUGUACAACAAGAUUUCAUAUAAUUACUAACAAAUAGUUUAUUCACCAUAAUCAGGUAAUUGUAGGCUACCAUUUUGUUUGUGUCCCUGCAAACUGGGGAUCUGUUGUAACAAAUUACAUAUAAGCUAGCACUUUAUAGAUAUCACAUACAUGCCUUCUGACACGAAACCUAAUGUUAUCAAAAUAAUUCCUUUAUUUUCAAUAUUUGUAUUGGAUUCUGCUUUCCUUCAUCUUUUUAUAUAAUUGGUACUUCCAGCCUGAAAUGUAGUCUCCUAGAUAGAUAAAAUGGCUGCUACUGGCCUUACCAACCUUGUAUUGCUAUUUUGCCAUAACUAAUUACUAUUCUAUAGUUGUAUCAAAUUUAGUUAAGGGAAACACACAAUAGUCUGGUGGCAGGUUAAUGAUCCUAUUUUUUAUUUCACCUUUGGCUAAUUUCUGUAACUAUUGAAAUAUUACCCAAACCGCAGAUGGCUUGUGAUAUAAUAAACGUGAAAAUGGAUCCCAGUAUGGUUCCUCUCUCCAUAGACCAGGAUACUAGUCCAGUAGAGAUUUAUUCACGUGGAAACAGUCUAAUUAAUUGCUGAGUGCACCGCUAAUGCAUGACAUUAAGUGCCUUCACAGCAUGAUAAAGAUGUGCACAUAUGUAGCAAUCGCCUUAGUUAACACAUUACAGUUGGAGAUGUCUGUAUUAGAGGAGAUUGAAAACUACACUGAUUUGAAUGUAUGUAGACAGACCAAACUCAAUUGGGGUUAUUGUUGGGAAUUCAAAAGGAAUUUCAAAUUUAAGACCAAACUAGCCAAACUGAAAACUGAAUUGACUUUGGCCUGAAAUUCACUGUGAAUUGUCUUUAAUUCUCCAUUUAGAAAAUAACCCUGCAUUUGUAGUAGUCAUGUUCUUGAUCAUACCCAGUGUCUUUCUGCUUCACCCACAUAUUUACUAAUAAGAUGAAAGUGAUGAGAUCCAAAAGUUGAGGAAAUUGAUUUAUGGAAAGUGAACUAAGUGAUAUUUAGGAUCCAAACAUAUAUAGUUAAUGGCUAAUUGGGUAAACUGAUAGCCCAGGUUCUACUAUUCCAUGGUGAUUAAAAAUAAAUAAAUAAAAAUUCUGUUUAAUAUUACCCAAACUCAGUGCACAAGUAGAAAAGAUACUAAUUUCUAGUAUUACUACAAUGUGUGCCUAUCACAGAAUUUUUUUUUAUUGCUUUAGCCGUCAUUAAGCUGAUGGCAACCACAAUGUGGCUGAUAUCGGCUUAGGCAAACGUUUCCUUAAUACUGUCUAAAAGGAUCUGCUGCUAUAUUGGGGAUAUCCUCCACUUGCAAUAAAAAUAAUCAGAGUGUAUAAACCGGAAAGGAACAUUGAUAUUUUUGAUAGUUUUUCAGUACAUCAUUAAUAUCCAACUUAAAGGAGAUCGGUCAUCCCCCGCACCAAUCCACUGACAUUAUAUCUAUAAAUCGUGCUAGUAGUUUCUCUAGCAAACCUUUAUAUUGUUCUCCAACCUGUCCACCAUUUCAGACUCUCUAUGCCAAAGAAUUGGCAUGGAGAGCAGAACAGGGACCUCCAGCAAGUGGUCCUUUUACUCUCCACGCAUAGUAACCACUGCACAUGCACUGUGGUUGCUAUGGUAACUCCCAACCUAGCUCUGCUAGCGCUGGCUAGAAAGUAAAGGAAGAGAGUGACUGACACCACUCUGUUCAGACGUUGGUAACUAAGCCUGUAUGUUGGCAUCAUGGAGGUUUGCCCUGCUUGGUGUAGCGUCACCAAGCAAGGAAAAUAGGUGAAGACCAUGGGAGGAUCCUGGGCAGACUGGAGGUGGGUGUUACACAAGUGUAACCCAUCUCGGUAAAGAGAUUAUGGUAGCCGAGGGUCAGGUAAGUGGCCGGGCAGCCGAGGGUCUGGUAAGUACCCUCCAGACACCUAAAGCACUUCAGCUUGCUAAAGAACAUUUUGUGAACAGCUUUUUUCAUUUUAUUAAAUGUGCAGAUUCCACUAGAAAUUAGCACUUUUAUAAAUUACCCUUGUUACAUCUCCCUGGCUGUCAAUAGGACAACUGGUCUUGUUACUUCCUGGUAUUUUUAACUAAGUGGAACUAAACUCGACAUACAGAAAUGGCCCAGAUCACCUGCCUUGCAAAGACUUCUCAUUGAGCUGCAUUGGAAAGUCUGAGAUUGGACUGUAACAAAAAAAUACAUAAUUAAAUGCACAAUUUCAUUUAGUAUGUCUUCUAAACACUGAUAUUUAAUUAUUUUUGUAUUUGGACAGUGGAGUGCCACUUUAAUGGUGGUUUUAUAAAUCUUGAAAGGAUGGAAAUGACUAUUCUAUUCCCUAGAAAACAUGCUUAUUUAUAUUAUAAAAGACUGAAUAAUCUGUUUUGCAUUUCCCAUUGGUAUGAGAGAUGUACCCUUUUGAUCCUAUGUUUAUAAAAGGAAGAAAACCCGGUUUGUUAAAUGCACUUCUAUAUUAUUAUUUUUUUUCCCUCUGGAUGUUCCAUUAAUUUCUCAGUUGACACAAUUAUACCAAUUUUGUGUGCCAUUCAUCUAUAUUUUCAUUUUAUUUGUAUUAUUUUGCAGCUUGCUGAAUGCACCUAGAGAGCAUUUAUUUGUGUGUACACACCCUUGUAGUGGUUGCAUGUCAUGUUCAGACAGUGUCUUGUAUUUUGUGUGAGGAUUAACAUCUGACAGACACAGUAGAGUAUGGAUAAAGCACACUGGAGUAAUAAAUCUAGAUUUGAGUACUACACCCUGUAUAAGUGAUGGAGGUAAAUGAUAAAGGCUUCUCUAUAAUUAGAGGAUUUAUGAAACAUUGGAGAAGGGGUGUGGGGGACAGCAGAUGUCUCUGAACAAUCUGAUGUGUCAAUGUAGUGCAAUAGUUCCAUGGGAGGCCCCUAGAUCUUUAUGGUUUAUGUGCUGGUGGGUUGUGGGUGUAAACAAUACAGUAAUUAUUGUAGAUCUGAGCCAGGCUAAGGGUCAUUAGAUAGAUUCUGAGGGUAUUAAUCACUUAAACCUCCAGUAAUUUAGAUCUGGCCCAUGCACCUAGAAUAUAGAGGGUAUUCAGAUUGUGUUUUGUAGAAAUAAUAAGUGUCCGUUCACUCCUAAUAUCUUUGCAGAUACGUUAUCGGAAGGAUAAAGCACUAUCUAGACAGACACCAUGCUUCACAGCAGUCUCAUCCCUGAGGGACCUAUCAAAUGGGAGUGCCCUGGCAGCUACCAUCCACUAUUACUGCCCCUCAGAACUCAGACUGCAAGGUGAGUGAGUAGUACUGUGAAUUUUUGUACUUUACUGAAUUAUACCUCAGGCCUUGUUGCAGAAUGGUAGACUUGCAUUGCAUGUUUUGUCUAGGAUUCUAGUAUAAAAUAUGUUCCUUAGGAUUAAGAUUUAAAAAAACAUCUAAAUAUAGAUAUCUAUAGAUGGAUAGAUAUGCUUGUUACAGUAUCCCAUUAAUGAUACUCUUGUACUGUGUUUGGACACUUUAGGUGCCCCAUAAGUAGGACAGCAAAAGACAUAAGCCGUACAGGGAGGGGGUUUUGUGUGAGGAGGUUGCCAAUGGUCUUGGAGGUGUGGUGGUGACUGCUUAUGAUGUGUGUGUGUGUGUGUGUGUGUGUGUGUGUGUGUAGUUGGCUUUUGGUGGUGGUGUGUGUGUUUGUAGAAGUCUGUCUGUGGUGUAGUGUGUAGAGGAGGCUGUUUGUAGUGCUGCUUGGUUUUGAAGGGAAGGGAGUUAGAACAACUUUAUAUUUAUUAUGGCAUUCUAUAAAUUAACAGUAAUCAGGCCCAAUAGUUUAGAGUUUGUUAUAAACACAAACAAAAAAUAGUGUACAGUAGUUUGUUUCUUCUUUGUGGGGUUUGAUGAAAGUUUCUAAUGCAUAGAACAUCCCUAAAUUUCCACCGUGUUUCUUUGUUUUCUUUCAGAUGUCUGUUUGAAAGACACCAUGUCAGUAGCAGAUAGUCUCUAUAACUUGCAGCUUGUGAGGGAAUUCUAUACUCAGCAUCUACCCCCCUUUUGCCCUCUGUCCUUGGAAGAUCUUCUGUACGUGCCCACUGCCCUGCGGGUGAGAAGUUUUUUUGUUUUUGUUUGUUUUUUUCUCCUUUAUCUUUAGAUUUAUGUGAAUAGAACCUUACCUUAAUCUGUUUCUGUUCUCUCUCAUUCUCUAUUUCAGUUGAAUCUUAUAUCUCUGUUGGCUGAAUUGUAUUUGUGUUUCGAAGUGACCAAACCGGAGUUUGUCCAACCCAAAGGUAAGUAAAGUUGGCUAGGAGACGUAUGGAAUAUAUUUUGAUCCUGUAGUGUGUGGAUUGGGGUACAUAAUGUGGACGAUUAAAGGGUAAUUCAGAGGUAAAUUUAUGUGCACAUGGGAAUUUAUAACCAGGCCAUGACCAAUGUGGAUUAUACAAAUAUGUAUUGUAAAAUCUAAUUUAAUUCAAUCUUUUGAUUUCCAAAAAAAAACAAAAAACUGCAUAGGUUAUUACUACUAAAAUAAACAGACUUGUUGGGCAGCCGUUUUUUAAUAUAUAUUUUUUUUAUAUGUGGGAAUCUGAGCUUUACAUUUACAAAUGUAUAGGAGCAGCCCACUUGCUUUAUCAAGAAUAGGGGAAACCUGGAAUUGUAGCUUCUAUUUGUGUAAUGUAAAGCGAGCAUGUGUGCUUGAGUUAUAGAUUUUGAUGAUGGGUGCAGGUUAUGACAUCAAGCAGGCCCUUGUGUAAAUAGUCACUACAGCAGCUAAAAAAAACAACCCUCCUCAACCCCCCAAAAAAACUAAACAAACAAAAAAACAACCUAUCACUUCUGUUUCAGACUUGAACACACCCAAUGACAGUUCCACUCCAACGAGCGCAAACAGUGGAGGGUAUGUAUUAACUGCAAAUACAGACUAAUAACUAGUAUUUCCAUUCGGCGGCAUUGAAAGAACAGUCUACAAUAGAUGUUUUACCAUAGGUAGAACAUAAAGACAUCCUUAGCAACAUACAGCCAGGACUUGCAUAUUGGGUUUUUAUAGAGAUCAUUUUACAACUUUCAACAAAUUCACACAGUCUCUUCGUUCUAUUCUUUCUUGCCUAAAGUUUACUCAGUUUGUCUCCUGUCAUCCAUUCCUCCUUGUUGCAUCACAUUUUAAAUAUGAUCUCCGUUUUACUAAACAUGGUCUGUGACAGCAGUUAAGUAAUAUUUGACCCAUCUAGUUUGGCAAAGUUAUAAAUAUUUAUUUAAGCAGGAGAGGGCAUACAAGGGAAGAUCAAUCAGGACAGAAUAUUACAUCCAACACAAAAGCUGCAAAAAUAUAAAAUUCCUAAAUCACACAGGCAACCAAUUGAACAUACGUGCAUCAAAACCAACAUACAAAAGAAAGCGAAAAAGGAGAAGACUUAAGCAAGGAAGAAAUGCUAGAAAUGAAAGGUUAAGGAGAAUAAGGAAGGGGUAGGAGGGAAAGCGAGAGAGGAGGUGGAUGAUGUCUCUCCAAGAACCUCAAGCAGAGCAUUUUGGGGAAGCUUGUGACUCAAAGAUAAAAAGGAUGCAUAAUGGGUGUCCCAUUGCAGCAGCUCCUAGCUAUUUGGCUUCACUUUCAUUAUUUGCCAUCAACCAAUCAACAUUCAUGAACAUGCAAUCAAUGUGGGAAAUAAAAGAAAAAUAAAUCUAAACAAAUGUUAUGUUGUUUACACAUUACUGUUUUGCUUCUGCUCUUUCAGUUCAUUUCAAGGACAUCUUCAUGCCCUUCAAAUGUAAUUUUCAGUGUUUCAUUUUUGCUCCAAUAAAAUAACUGUAGUUUAUAUGUUAUCAUUCAUGGUUAUAUUAACCUGAGAGGCUGCAGUGCAAAGCUUUCGGUGCAGCGUGAUUCAGCUCUUACAUCUCUGUUUUCCGAACCCUAAAGUGUCCCUCUGCCCUUGGGUCAAACUCUGUGAAACUACAGUAAGUACCUUUCGUAGUCGUCUGGUGGACAGCCUCUAGAGGUAGUCUUAGCAUUGCAAUGUAAACAUUGCCGUUUCUCUAAAACUGCAUUGUUUUACAUUGCUGGAUUAAGGGUGAUAGGAACACUGUACCCAGAGCACUUCAACGAGAUGAAGUGAUCUGGGUGCCUUUAAUGUCCCUUUAACUUUCUGCAACAGAAAGCUGAGAGAGCGGAACAACAACUCCCUAUAGCAUUGCUUUGCCGGAAUUGGAGCAAACUACACAUGGUUACAGUUUUAACAGAGCAUUGUGAUUGGCUGUGCCAUUUCCUGGUCUGGGAAGUGCUUACUGAUUAAACGUUAAAGCCUGUGUAUUUACAAUAAGUACAGGAAUUACUUUGCAUGUAUUGUUUUUACAUAAACAUUUAAUGCACUAUCUGUAUAAUGCAUUACAAAAUUGGCCAAAUCUAACCUUAAGAAUCCCUUUUAUUGAGCAAUUAAAUAUCUUUACUCAUCAUUGAAAGUUUCCAACCAUUCAUUUGUUUAAUAUUUAUCUAUUACGUUCUGUAUUGUCACAGGGGUUCUCCAGUCUUCAAUUUCCGACCUGGAACCACAGGUAAGGAAACCAUUGUGUGGAUUGUAAGGUCUAACUUUUACUUGUAGAGGCAUUAACUUAAUCUACUGCAAUCGCACAUCCGUCCAUGAUAGCUGAGGUGGUUUCUUUGUCAGGCAUUAUGUUUGCCAUAAUACAUUCUUGCUGCUUGUUUCAUAGGACCCCUUUCCCAUUCCUCCUCAAUGUCCCACAUGGAAGGAUUUGGGAAGACCUGGGUGAAAAAUCCACUGAGGUAUGUUUUAGGUCAGGACACAACACUAUCUUGUGUGUAUAACGCAGUAUAUCUUGUAGCCGUAAGCUCUGCAAAAAUGGCUAGUCUUGGCCCAGUGUAAAUUAUCUAUCUUCAAUAUAUGACACUUUAACAACUCUACUAAAUACAUCACUCAAAUCACAUCUACAUACAGAAGCAUGGGAAUAGCAACAAACCUAUACUACAGCUUGAAAAUUACUCUGUUAAUAGUUUUGACCAAAUAUAUAUGACUAUUAAAAUGUGUAGGAGGCAUUGUGGUAAAAAGAAAAAAACAAUAUAGCUGUUGACAACCAUUUUAUGUUUUCAGUGUUUUUUUUUUCUUGUCUUACAGAUACAUAUAUAUAUAUAUAUAUAUAUAUAUAUGUAUGUAUGUAUGUAUAUAUAUCUAUAUAUAUAUAUCUAUCUAUCUCAAAAAGGUUAUGGUGGGGGAAAAAAAAUUAUGAUUGAAAACCCCUUCACCCUGAAAUCUGUAGAUAGUGAAUAAAAUUUUAAGCAAAAAUCUGCACACCAGUCAAGCCAUAAAACUUGAGUGGUUCACUGGCUUUGCAUCUUUUCCCAAGUUGUGUUUCAAACUGUUGUAUACAGCAAACACAGACUCAAAGGAAUCCAUGUUUAAAAUGGAAUGAGGCAAAAAUGUGAUUCUUUGUUAAAGUAAUUUGCAUAUACCCACCCAGAAUCCUUUGCGGUAGUAACAUCACUGCAUAUUUGUGAUUUCUGUGGGAAAAGCAAGUCUUAUGGCUUGACUGGUGUGCAGAUUUUUGUUUACCAUUGUAUUAAAAAAAAAAAAAAUAUAUAUAUAUAUAUAUAUAAUUGAGCAAUUUUAAAUGCGGCUAAAUUGAUAGAAACUGCAAUGAUUAUUAAAUGUCAAUCAAAAUAUAAACAAAUCCUAUCCCUGUGCAAAAAUUGGCAAGUAAGCAUCAGAAGGAAGGAGAUGCGCUUAAAAAAAACCUUUUUACUCUUUCAGUCAUGUAUUUCCUGCUAAAAAUCUGAUACAAGAUGAAGUGCAUUUCAUAAUGCAAAUUUAUAUAUAUUCUUUUUAAAAAAAAAAAAAAAAAAUUGUAUUGAGCUUUUAAAAUUAUAAUUACAUAUAGUUGUCAUUUUAUAGUCAACAACUGUAUACAAAUACAGUAUAUUUUCCAAUUUGAUUAGAAUGCAAAUACAAGGAGAUAUAGACAACCAAACAAAAACUCUACCACAACUGUCCAAACUGAAAGAAGUAAAAAAAAAAUCCUGUUCUCAUAACCGCUAAAUAUUAUGAGAGAGACAUCUUAUGGGGUAUGUACUAAUAUCCACAUGCAUCGUACAAGUGCCACUUUCAAAUUCCUUCCUCAUAGGGUUAUAUAGAUCCUAUCCAGCCAACCCAUUUAUGACCACCUUAGUUAUCUUAUUGGUCAUUUUUUCUAUACUGAUUUGAUUUCAAAGAGUUGACCAAAGUGGUAUUUCCUGUGAUUUCCAGUUUCUAUACAUUAGAUACAUAGCCGCUAUUAAUAUAUGAAAUUGCUUAUUCAGAUUGGAUUGCAAUAAUCCCAAAACUAAUGAGUUUAAAAAAAAAAAAAAAAAUUAUUUAUUGCCUAAAUCUGCUAGAAUUGCAAUUAAAAAUUAAUCCAAGAUGGCACUUGGUUCCAUCUAGGAUAUCUAAAAUGCAUUCUACAGCCUCACCGGAUUGUCACAAGGGUAUAGGCUCUUACAUCCACAUAUGGUGGUACUGUGAAAAUAUUCAGAUUUACUGGGACAUGAUAUAUAUAUAUAUAACAGAAUUGGGUAUUUAAAUUAUCCAGAAAACACCUUAAGCUGCUCCUCUUACUCUAAACUGGACAAGACUUGAACCGAUGAAUUGCUAUUUAGAAGUACAUAUAUUAAUAGCUAAUUUGUUAUUUAAAUAGUGUCAGAUAUGCAGUCGUGAUGUUGAUCUUGUCUGCUCUCUUUACAGCCAUCCGCUUUCUCAAGCAGUGUCAUUCAGCAUUCCUUUUGGCUUGGAUAGUGAUGUAGACAUUGUGAUGGGAAAUCCUGUGAACAUGCUACGUUCUGUUAGUUCCGACAGCCUUACACCUCCUGCAUAUGCUCCACCCUCGCCCAAAUGUAUGACCCGAGCAACCUACACCACACGUGAGGAUCCAGCAGAAAGUCCAGUGCAGCCACGUACAUUUAAGAAAGUUCCUCUGACUGGGAAAGGGACUUCUGAUGUUCAGGCUCAGGAGAAAUCUGGGAGUGGCCCUGGAGUGCACUCAGACCUACCCACCAUCGAAGAGGCCCUGCAAAUCAUCCACAGCUCAGAGACUCGACUCCUUCCAGAAGGUGCUCCUGAUGGAUUUUUUCUUCACUCCCCUGAGGAGUCUAAACCCCUAAAAGUGGAGGAGGAAGCGGUAAUGCCAAAUCUUGGCGUUUACAGAACACAUGAUACUUCUAGAAGGCUCUCAAGAGAUGAUGAUUCUGUAUUGAGGGACAACAGCUUAGACUCUGAUGCUGAGGAAACAAGACCAACUCAAGAGUCUAGUCGAAGCUCUCUUAGCUCUCAAGCAGAUUCCUCUGCUGGUUCGGGUUCAAAAAUGACCAGUUUUGCAGAGAUUAAAAAGAAGCUGGAUGCCAAAACAACCUCAGAAGGUUCCCCGUCUUCAUUAUCAGUCAGCCCUUCAACCACCACUUGGGCCCAGAAGGCAGAGGAAUCUCCUGUAAAAAGCCCAGCCUUAAACUCUGAGAUGACCCAGCUGGGUGCCAGACUUGAAGAGAAGCGAAAAGCCAUUGAGGCGCAAAAGAAGAGAAUUGAAGCCAUCUUUGCAAAGCACCGUCAGCAGCUUGGCAAGACUGCUUUCCUUCAACUGAAAAAAAAAGAUGGACUAGAGGAGGAUGAAGAGGAUGGUCUAGGGAAUGAGAGAAUGUCUCCUGAUGAAGGCCUCCCAAAAGAAAUAGAAGAAUUGGAGAGGGAGAAACCAAGUGGAGAAGAGGGUAAAACUGAGAAUAUGCAGGAAGGGCUGUUGAAAUCCCGAGGAGACAAGCAAGUCAGCUUUUCACCAGACGUUACAAAGAAUGAACUGGAUAGCAAUUUGGUAGAUUAUAACCGUGCUGUAGCUAAGCUAAAUUCUGCACUGUCAUCUCUUCAAUCAGACAUGAAAAAGCUGUCUGAUCAGCAGGACAAACUUAUGAAAAAGGAAAGCAAAGCUUGGGUCAUACCAGCUCCAAAGCUGUCUCCUCAACAUCGACCAAAGUCAUCACCUCCCACAAGACUAACAAGGGAAAUACAAGCACCCCGGUCAUCUUCUGCAUCUCCUUCUCAGUCACCUUCUCGCUUGGCUCCAAAGUCUCCUCAGCCCAAUAUUCGAAGAUCUCUCCAAAUAUUGCCUGUCCCUCCUAAGAGUCCUAAGCAUAAUAGACCUGUUGAGCUUAAGAUCCCACCUCUUAAUAGAGUCCUUACCCCUCCACACAAUGUGGAUACUAUACCUCACCUACGCAAAUUCUCCCCAAGCAAAGUGCCAGUGCAAACAAGGUCUUCUAUAUACUUCUCUGAUCAAGAGAAAAAUGAGAUCGAAGAUGCAGACUCAUUUACACAUUUUGAAGGCAAUGGGAAUGUUCGUCCCAUUGCCUCAGUGGUUCCACAGAGCAGUGGUAUAGGAGCCCUAACUGGGGAGGAUGAAGAGGAAAAGAGAAGUAGCUUAAUUGAAAUCCCACUUUCUAAUCUAAGGGUUACAGAGGACUCUGAGGUGGAAGGAAUUGAUGCCUUAGAAGGAAGCCCAGGAGAAGAAGGCUCUUUACAGAGAGGCAUUGGAUUCUUCUUUAAGGUAAUGGAGUGCAGGAAGGACAGUUCAAAAUUCCUUUCUGCUUUUUAUAUUCAAACGUGUUAUGUAUUAUCAACUGCUUUUAGUCUUUUUUUUUUUUUUUCUUUUCACAGCCCUUUAAAGACAUCCUUGUAUCUUAGAUGAGCACAGGCAUUAUGCCCUUAGUCCACCGUGUUCAGUGCCUGGCCGUGGGGUUUCCUACUUGGUUGCUCUGUCAUGGGACCCGCCACAGCCAGGCUGACAUACUUUAAAAAAUGUCUUUAUAGCUUCACACGGUAGCCUGGCUGGGACUGCUGAGCCAAAGAGAUCGGGAGGGAGCAAAGACUGAGAGUUGCUCGCUCACAAUACCCAGCCAGCAUUCUAUUUAAGGCUGCUGGGAUAUUCAAUGUGUCAUCCAAGCAGCAGAAACACCUAAAAUAAAUUGGAGCAAGGAAGUGUAACAAAAUGUGUUUGUAUUUGUAGCAGUUUGUGCGUAUCUGUUAGUGUAUGAGUGUGUAUGUGCAGGGCUCAAUUUUUCAACUUGCUGCUCACAAAAGGCAAUAUUUGCACACAAAAAUCUAGUACAUAAAUCAAGCACAAAUUAUUAUGGAACAGGGAAGCAGGAUCAACAAGUAGAAUAGCAUCCACAUCAGCAACUAUGCCUGAACCGAUGAGCUGUGGGUUCUAACUUGAGACUCGCCUUCCAUUUUACAAUAAAGGAAAAUGUCACUAUUUUCCACAUGUAUGUGUAUUGCUUCCCAAAUAUAUUGCGUGUAAAUUUCUAAAUGUGUAUCUGUGUACAUGUCACUGAGUGUGCAAUUUAUGUUUUAUGACUGUUUGUAUGACUGUGAGAAUGUAUGUUUGUGUGACUUUGUGUCUGUUUGUAAGUAUUUGAGAGUGCAUCUACUGUUUAACUGUGUGUCACUAUGUCUGCCAUUGUGUAAGUGAUUAUUUUUGGGAGGAGCAAUUCAAUGACUGGUUAGGGUUGUUUAAAAUUUUCCCUGGUGUGGUUAUAUGUGUAACGUUUUGUUUAUUUCUGAGUGUAUGAUUGUGGAAAUGUGUGUGAUAUUGUGUGUAUCAGUGAAUGUGUGUGCCAGUUGGUAAUUUUACUUUUAAAAGGCAAAAUCCAUUCUCAAGUGAUCAGCAAUAGGAAAUGAGAUAUAUAGAUCGAUGUAUAGAUAUAGUCCUAUAAUCAGCACAGUUCCAUUACCAAUGUUAUGGUAUCUAGAGGGGCAUUGGGCAGUAUUAAGGUGAUAUGUAGGAGGGGCUACCAAAUUUAUGUCUUGACUGAAUCACCUGAUACCUACCAACACCCCAGUAUAUAAGCUAGACAUUUUGAACACUUUAGAAUCCCACUCUUCUGUUUACUUUUUUCCCCCCAAACAAGUAUCCAUCCUAUUGUAUAAAGAUGUUGGCAUGCAUGCCACUGAAUUAUAAACAAACAAAUUAACAAUUUAAUAUGGAAACCUGCAGAAAAAAUAUCAUAUUAAAUACAUUCAUUUAAUAAAGUUGUACAAUCACAAAUGAAAAUCCAGAUAUAUAAUUUUAUAGCAAAGCAGUACACAAACCUCAUGGGAUAGUAGUCUGUAUAAAUUGGAGCUCCAUCGCUUAGAUUAUUAUAUGCCAUUUUAUGAAGUGGACAACUGUCUAAUAACCUAAUAAGGCGGAGGCAGUUUAAAUCCGAACAAUGAAGCUGACCAUAAUAAUAAAAUCUGCAAAGGCUUGGAAGUCUUUUGAACAGGGCUCAAAAUGUCCCCUAGCUAUUGUCUAGUAGAAAUUCACCCCCGUUGAGUGUGCCAUGGACUCUACAGGCUUGCAGUGGCUAGUCAUUUUUAAGACCUGGGUAGUAGUGUAGACCUUGACAUUUUAAGACCUUCUUUGAGUAAAUCUUUUCUUGAGGGUCAUGUCAGGUAAUCCUGUCUGCUAACAAGAGGUUUGUGUCUCUGAGACAGGAAAAGAUGCAUAACUGGGAACGGUCUGAUUCUAGUGCCAGGUAACCAGUCCUCCCAUUAAGACAUCUCAUGGGAAUUUUCAUCAACAAAGAGAGCACGAAACUAUUUGUUUUAAACAUUUAUUUAAAGAAAUACUUGGGAAGGCAUUAACCCCCACCCAGUCCAUGCUUCAUUUUAAUGUAGAAGUGAUGGGUCUAAAAAAAUAAAGUGUGUGUGUGUGUGUGUGUGUGUAUACAUAUAUAUAUACACACACGUGUGUAUGUGGGGGACAAUGGGUUUAAACGCUGUUUAUAUGUCAGAGAAUGUGCCUUAGGUUGGCUGCUAUAAGUUACAAACAUAUUCUAUUCUAUUUUUUUAACUCCAGUUAUUUUGCAAUGCUAUUGAAAACAAAAGUAAUAACGGGAAUGUGAUUAUACAUAUACAUGUUGAUAGUGAAUGGGGGUAAAAUGUAAGCAUUAGCAGAGGGCAUGUAGAAUGGUUUAAGAGCGCUAAACAAGUGAACUUUCUCAGUGAAAGAAUAACUACAGCAAGAAGGGAUUAUUUCAGACUGGAGUAUUGAAGUAGACCUCAUGUGGAAGUUCUAAAUGCUGCCUUUGUGAAAAAUUGCCACAUGGAUGAUCAUGCUAUUGGUAUUUGAUUGGGCAAACUUAUAAUUUUUAUUCUUUCUGAAGGGAGAGGCAAGGACAGAGGGAGAAAUGGCACAGAGGCGGGCUGCCCUUUUGGAGAAGCAACAAAAGAGGGCUGAAGAAGCAAAGAAGAAAAAACAAUCACAAGAUGAAGAAAAAGAGAAGAACGAGCAGGCCAGGUCAGUGUCUCUAUGGAUAGUUUUUGUUUUUUUUCCUCUUCGGAUGAUCACUUUUCACAUUGUCAGCAUAACCUCUGCCAAAGACUAUCUUAAGAGUGAAAGUUUUCAUUCCUGUACAAGGUAAUUUCCAAGACUUAUUAGUCUAACUAUAGCAAGCAUCACAAACUCUGCCCCCCUCCAGCUGUUUUUGAACUACAACUGCUUUCAUUCUAUGACCAUCUGUUGUCUUCAAAGAAUUCUGGGAGUUGUAGUUCAUCAACAUCUGGGGGACAAAGUUUCAGAUCCCUGGUUUAUAGAGUCUACAGAAUAAACUGGCAAAGUACCCCCAGUAGCAUCAUUGCACGAUUACAUCUUGAUAUAUCUCAAACCCAAGAGUUUAAGAAAUUUGUUUUCAUCAUCUCCUCUCCUUAGCCUUCAACCUGAGAAACCACCACCCAAAGAAGAGGUUGUAACACGUAGAGGAGAUUUCACAAGAAAAGAGUAUGAGCGCCGACAUCAGCUGAAAAUCAUGGAAGACCUGGACAAGGUCCUGAAACAGAGACCCAUGACCGUACGGGGCGUUAAAAAACCACGCCCCAAGACAGUCUUCCAUGAUGAUUCUGUAAUUUCCCGGAGUCCAGUUAGGGGAUUACUGGGUAAGGUUAACAAAUGUGUUUAUGGGAGCUGCAUGGGCUGUUGUGUGUCUAUGAUACUGAAACUAUAAAAAAAAUUAAAUAUGUAUGUAGAAAGUAGAGACAGCUAUACUCACAGUCUCCAGUUAAAAUUUCAAUGCUUUAUUUACUAUUCCUUAAAAUAGAUCGACGUUUUAGUCCUACAUUCGGACUUUCCUCGGGAUCAAAACAAAUUUUUUUUUUAAUUCCAAACAUAUAUUUCGGGCUCCUGCUUUCUGAGUGCCAAAGGAUAGGAGAGAGAAGGAGGGAGAGUAACCAUUUUUAUAGUAAAAGUAUCCAUGGUUGCCCCCCCAAAAAAGCAUAAUUUUUGUGACCCUACUAGACACAGUAGACCUUAUGUUACAGGGAAGUGUGUCUUGGAGACAAAAAUUCAACCAUGUGGCAAAAAGGUAAAUGUAGAACCCAUCCAAAGAUAGAGGGGACAACACUUUUUUUGUUUUAAAUAUUUUUAUUGUUUUCACAAUAUAAGUGCAUAUUGCGAACUGGUUCGUUAUAAAGCCAGAGGUUGCCCACGCAGGGGCUUAAGCAGUAAGUUAUAGCAUUCAUUAAGGUGAACGGUCGCCUACGUAGAGGCUUAAAUGUUAGCACAUAGGAAUAGAUGCAGAUUAUCGCCUGCGCAGAGGCGUAAUGAUCAGAACAUAUAGGCGUACUUGAACUUUGCAGGAAUACAUUUCUAAGCAUUACAGCAUAAAAGGUAACAACAUCCUAUAAUGUGUCAAUCUGAGGUAAACUGUAGCUGAUCAUGCAAUAAACAAUUAAACAUUAAGAUGCGCGUAGCUGAUGGCCUUAUGUGUAGUUAAUAAAUCACGUCAUGUUUCGUGCCAUUAAAUAAGCGGUACUAAGUAACGCGGUGUUAAGUAGUUGUUAGCAUUGUGUCAUUGCCCUAUCAACUGCGCCACAGGCACGCUGUGAAAUGAAUGUGCAACUAUUAUAUCCUAUGUACAAGGGCUUAUGCAAGGGGAAACAUUAGCCUGGUUAGCCCUAGCUAAACACAUUUGAACUUUUAACAUAUAAGUCACUUCGCUGGAGGGGGCGUAAUGACGCCCGGUAUGUUGAAGCCAUCUGGUGUGAAAUUGGCAGUCUUCUUCGCAGCUUUUAUUCUGGUAUGACCUUCCCAUGGCUACCUCUGAAUGAUGCUGCACAUGGUGGGUCAGCUGUACCCCCCCUGAGUCUCUCCGGGUCCCCCGGGUGUGACAGUGCCCUCCCUUUCCCACCCCAAGUCGUGUUUCCGCAUCUUUAGGGGGCACAACCCCGCUGUGGGCACUCGGAGGCCGGAGCUGUCCGGCGGCCUCCCCACCUUAGAGUCCACUGGGCUCCCGCCUCCUGCACCUCCCCAGCUUCAGCAUGGCCUCCUUGGGGCCCCAGCCCUGACUUGCCACCUCCUCCUCCGGCCACUUACAUGUUGCCGGCGCGUGCCCUCCGGCCACCGGUCCGCCGGCUGGCCCGCGCUUCUCAGCUCCACCGGGCUCACAGAGUUGGGGGUUGUUUCUCCCGGACCCCCACCAAAUCCGGGGUUCAGGACCGGCUUUCCAGCGACUCGUCCGCCGCCCGGGGUGGUCCAGUAGUGAGCUCCGCCGUCCCGGGGGUCCCGGUAUCCCAGCGCGGGAUUUCUGCUGUGUGCGAGUCGUCCCGUAAUGCUGUGCGGGUACUGUGUAUCCGUCGGCCAUUUUAGCUCCGUGUACCGGAGCGUCGUGUACCGGGCGUGCCUUCUCCUCCAGCCUCCGAUGUUCCGACUUUGGGCCGGGAUCACCCCCCCGGCCGGGUGGGGGGGGGGAGCGGGGCCGGGCCAGGUCACCCUCGCCUUGCUUGCAUGCCGUGGGUCCCGCUCUUGUAGCGUGGUUGAGGCCUCCGGGGUCACUGUGUGAGCCGGAGGUGCAAUAUGUGCCCUAGCGUUGCACUCCCCGGUUCCUCUCUGCCGGGUUACCUCUCUGGUGUCGGUUUUCGGCAUGGAUCGUGAGUAUUUUGAAGGUUUCAUGCUGUUUUAGGCUUUUCUACGCCGGAGCCGGCGUGAGUUGCAGCCGUUCGGCUCGGCGGCCCGGCCCCGCCCCGCCCCCCCACAACACUUUUUUUGAAGGCCCCUUGUCUUUGUAUUUUUUGUAUAUUUGUUGCAAUUCAUGUAAUGUCACUAGCCACUAAGGACUUCUCUCCUUCACUUGUUUACUGAGGAGGAGAUAAGGUUCAUUUUAAGCCUAGUCGAUUAGAACUCCUGCUUUCAACGCAAAGUCCUGUACAAGCUCAAUUGCCAUGUGAUUGUCAUAGCCAUGGUGAACUCUUGACAGGAUUGGUAUGCUAUGAGGGUGUUAAAAUGUAUUUUAAAAAGGGUUGCCUCUGUUUUAAAGAACUACUUUGCAGCUUUUUAUGAGCUAGACAGAACAUUACAGCUGAUCACUGAUGGUGUAGGCACUAUAAAUGUUUCAUCUUUUUGACAUGGGUAUAGUGUCUGGAGUCCCUGACGCUGUUUCUUCAUUCAGUGUUAAACAGUUUUUUUAUGGUUUAAUGUCCUCAGCAGCCCAUCUCCUCAAUGCUGCUCGUGCUAUUGAGUAAGCAUUAGUGUGUGCAGCAUUGGGUGACUGUGAUUGGUUGAGAGUAUUGGCUGACUGCUUUCAGUUUAUCACUGCACCUUUGCUGGUAUGAAUUGGCAUGGCUAGAAGGAAGUGUGUAAUCUCUACCUUAGACAGACCUACAGACGGGGUCAGGUUGUUGGACCUUUUAUGCAGGGAAGACCAUAGAGACUGACUGUUUUCAAACACUGUCUGACCCAACAAAUGUUGUUCAAAUGUUUUUUUGUUGUUUUUUUUUUUUUUUGAAUGACUUUUAAACCAAUGACAUUUGCAAUAAGGCCACAAACAAAUGGGCUUAUUGACUUUAAAUUUGGAGGUAAAAUUAACCUAUGCAUCAAACCUCCAUUUUAAAUGUAAUUGCCUGGCGUGUCCCACAUUGUCAGCUGACCCUGAGGAAUUUAUUUAUAUGGGAUACAUUUCUAACUAAUGGAGACCAAGUUAUUUUCCAUGUUUUGGUUUCAGGUUCCAAGCUAAGUAAAGUUUACUCUCAGUCUACGAUGUCCCUAUCCACAGUGGGGAAUGAAAACGGUAGUGGAACAAUGAGGAGGUCACCACGGUCUCCCAGGUAACCAAACAGUGCAGGCAAGAUUAAGCUUUCUUUUAUGUAAUUGUUGCAUGCAAAAUGAAGAUCCUCAAUAAAUAUGGGUAUUGCAUAUUUUGUAUGGUUUAUCUAUUCAUUUACUAAAGUAAGAAGAACAUUUUGCUUGCAAGGCUCAAAAUCUCAAAAAUCUCUACUUGCUCUCUCCCAAUGGGUAAGAGAAAAUUGAACCAGUAGUAGUUGCCUUCAAUGUGUGGUAUAUCACCUGUUGCUGAAUACCAAAGUGUAUAGCAGGACAUUGUUCUGCCAAAGGACAAAAUACAUAAAAAAUCAAGGUCAAGUAGAUAUACCUCACAUUACAAGAUGCAUGCAUUUAAAUAUGCAUUUUUUCACAAUUGGGUAUAUUUAAAAUCUAUAUGCAAGCCCUGCAGUUCUCUUGUCUGCAGCCUUUACAAACCAACCCCUACUAACCCCACACAGACUUCUCAGUGCAGCUCAGUAAGAAGUCUUUGCAAGGCAGGUGUACUGAGCUAUUGCUAUCUCUUGAGUUUAGCUCAAUUGAGCUAACCAAACCAGGAAGUAACAAGACCUGCUGUCUACUCGAAAGCCAAGGAGGUGUUACGAGGUUGAUUUAUAAAAGUGUAAAUUUCGAUUUGAAAUCUACCCUUUUUGCAAAAUGGGGAGGAGGGAAAGAACACACUGUGCACACACACAGUUUUAAGCAAGUGAAAGUGCUCUAGGGGUCUGGAGUGUCCCUUUAAGUGUAGCACAGUCACAAGGCGCUGUUUCAGCAAUAUCUAGACACAGCUUCUUGAGUCUCACUCUUUAGUCAUGCAUGACAUUACUAUAGAACAGAUUGUAGGGGAGCUUUAUUUAGGUCUAGCCCAAUUACAGUUCCUUCGCACCAAUGAACACCAGGAAUGGUGGAAAUAAUAAAGUAAGGGAUCAGCAGAGAAGGGGGCACUGAUCACGAGAGAAGAGGAACCUCUCCCACCAAAAGGAAUUCCCUUGCUCCAAUAUUUCAGACUUCCUAAUUAAUAUAUAAAAUUCUCUGUUUUUGCUAGACUAAGAAUACAUUUUAAAGGAACAAUUGUACUAGGCUUCAGACCCCUCUCUUUUUCUGACCUGAAGAGGAGAGGAAACUGUCGAGAGUUUAUCUUUUAAUGUGUAUUAGACCAAUAAAAAAAAUAAAAAAAUUCCCUUCAUACUGCAAUACUUCUAGAAUUUUUUUUCAUCUUUAAAAUGCUGACUAAAUAAGGUUUGCCAAUAUUUGUUUAUUGCAUUUUUUUUCCUGGUUAUAUUAUGGUUGGCAUUUAGAAAUGAUUAAUUUCUACCAAAACAUUUAUAAUUCAAAAUUGAGUAGCUCUCAAAUACAUGAAUAGUGUUCGUGAGAUAUUCAUUUUUUCAUUACCUACUCCAAAUACUUGAUUUUUGAUACUGUGACAUGUCUGUUUUGUACACUUUUUUUAUUAUUGCUGCUGUUUUUAUGACAUAUUUUCUGUCCCUCAAUUAUUGUCUUGUUAUUCACAGAGCGGUCUCUCCAUCUGGUCUGAUGUCUCCCAACCGUGGUCUGUUUACCCAAAAUGGGGAUAAAGAUUGGGACACAGGGUCUACAGCAUCUUCCCCAGCAUCAAUCCCAGAAUACACGGGUAAUUUUCCUUUUGAUGAUCCCAUCUAAAAUAAUUCUCUUGGCUGACUUUCUAAUUCAGGACAAAGCAAAAUAAAACCCACUGGUGGUGGUUUGAUUAUAGAUACCAGCCAAAACCUUGUCAAGCAACAUUCUUAUGUUCUUCUAUGGAUCAUACCUGGGUUUCCUUGUAGUGGAUUGCUUAUAUUUUGCAAUUGUUUUGUAUAGUUUCCCUGGUGGACAGCCACUUGAUUUGGUUAGACUUAAUGAGAGGAUUAGUGCACAGCAGAUAGAAUCUUAAAGAGUAGCCGUUGCAGGUCAAGUAUCAUAGUGUUUCUUGCACAUGUUCUGUACCGCUUUAUGAUUAAUGGCUUGUAUGAAUGUUUUUUCAUGUGAGAUUUCAUUAGAUAAUUGACUUUGCGCAAUCAUGUGUUUUUACAAACAUUUAAGUCAUUCUUAUACUUGUGUAUUUGUCUGUAUUUCCUUAAAUAGGUCCCCGACUGUAUAAAGAGCCAAGUGCGAAAUCAAACAAAUUUAUUAUACACAAUGCUCUAUCUCACUGCUGCCUUGCUGGCAAAGUGAAUGAAACCCAGAAGAACAAAGUGCUAGAGGUAAGUUAUGUAGAUCCUAAACAAUAAGAGGUACACAGAAGAUGUCUAAUGAAUGACACUGUAAAGUAAGAGUUUUCAAAUCCAUCAUCAUAAUAUGGGUGUCCUCAAAAUUUCAUAUAAAAAUGGAUGCCCUUUAAAACUUGGUGUAAAAGCGGGCAUGCCCUUCAGAUGAGUUAAAAAGUUAACGUGAAAAAAGUUUAAGUGAUGUGAAGGUUACAACUUCUGGUAGCCUUUCAUUAUCUCCAUCUACACUCUCUUUACAUGUAAAUAGUCUUAUUUGUCUGGUGGUUUAAAUGUGUAUUGUAAUAAUGGUCUCUAUCUUAAUGAGACACUCUAACCACAAAUACAACUUUAGCCUAAUGAAGUAGUAAUGGAGUGUAGAUUUAUUUUUUCUUCAUGGAGGCUGAUUGUUUAUGUAGCCCACACAGCCUCUCUACACACUUCCUGAAAAGAGGUCUAAUUUGUAAACUUCCCUUAUUGCAGUGUGUUUAAUUUUUUAAUAUGAAUGCCUAACAUAAACCUACUGUGCUGUUAGGUCAGUUUGAAAAUUAAAGGUGUUUUUUUUUCUCUUUUCUUUUCUUGGAUGCUUUGUGAUUCACAGGCAAUGGAAAUAUGAGUAGGGCUAUAUAAACAGCGAUUUUAACCUCUAAAUGGCAGAGAAUUUAGCAUUGAGACUGCCGGGGCAUGAUCUACAAGCAUAAAAAAACAUUUUAACUUAAUGGAGCAAUUUGGGUGUAGAGCAAGCAUGUCAAACUCAAUCUAACACGGGCCACAUAAACAAGGUUUACGUUUAUGUGGGCCGCAAAAAAAAAAACUUACAUUUUCAUAGAAACAUAGGUGUAUUUUGGAAAGUACAGUAUAAAAAAAAAAAAAAAACACAGCACCCCCUCUACUAAAUCCCAGUACCCUCCUCUAACCAACAAGCAGACUCCACUCACAUUGCAGCUGUCAGUAUGCGACUCUGGAGUCCGGCCUCUGGUAUACCCCAAAUGGUGUCGUCUGAUCCUCCCGCUACUUCUUAAAAACCCUGUGAAGGUGGCACACGUCUAUGUCAUGACGUGACGUGGUGUUGCGUGCCUCCAUGCACCUCCAGGUACUCCACUGUCCAGUCGCAGCCAAUGCAACACUGAUCAUCACACACACACACACAGACUGACAGACACGCACUCACUGACACACAGACAGACAGAGAUACACACAUUUACACAUCCUUGCACACACAUAAUUUUCUUUAUUGUUUCCUACCUUUGGGAGCCGAUGGGGGGCCUCUCACUGGGGUCCAGUAGGGAUCUUCUAUCUGCUCCUCCCUCACGUGGUUUAGUGAUACCAGGUGCCGGAAUAUGACGUAAUGUUCUGGCACCUGGCUUCACUACAGACGACGCCUGCGAGGGAGCAGUGAGGAGCAGGAACACGGAGUCCCCUCGCUGGCCCUCUUCCCCAGCCGGGUAAGUUUUUAGCAGAGUAGGCACCUGCAAUGUGGGGAAAGCAGGUGCCUACUAAGCUGUAACAUCAAGCAUGUACUCGCGGCUCACCGGGCCGCAAAGAUGUUCAUUGUGGGCCGCAGGUUUGACAUGCUUGGUGUAGAGUGUCCUUUGAAUUAUCACAGCAUCUAUUUUUUUUCUCAGUUUGCAUGAUUUAUUGAUUAAACACAGAAUGGUUAUGAAUUUGAAAACCAUGUUACAAAGUUUACGUUAAAAUAGCCAAAAUGCUACUGUAGUGGCGUUUGUAAACUUUAGGCAAAAAUAGGGAAAAUUAUUAAAUUGGGCUCCAAUUCAGUACAAUUCUGUGUCUAAUGAAUAACCCAUUGGUGGUGGUCACAUAUUUCCCCAUAACCUGAUGCAGGAGUAGAAGUGUCAGAGGAAUAUUGUCUUGUCUGAGAGGUUUGCAUUAUUAAGUAAGUUAUGACUUGUACCUUCUUUACCUCCGCAGGACAUUGAGAAGAGUGCAUCCAACCACUUCUUGAUUUUGUUCCGUGACAGUAGUUGUCAGUUCAGAGCAGUUUACACCUUCAUGCCUGAGACGGAAGAACUGACCAGGCUGGCAGGCUAUGGCCCUCGUACUAUUAGUCUAGCCAUGGUUGAAGAGAUCUACAAGUACAGCUCAGACCGAAAGAGAUUUACCCAGAUACCCAGCAAGACCAUGUCUAUGAGUGUUGAUGCCUUCACCAUUCAGGGUCAUUUCUGGCAGAGCAAAAGGCCUACUACUCCGAAGAAAGCUGGCACCCCCAAAUAAAUAUUCCUUCUUAUUGUGUACGGACAGAUGCCUGAAUUAUGUGGUCCAAGAUGCGACCAGGUUUCAGUUGGAAGUCAUUUAGCUAUCUUCUGUUCUGUCUUAGCCCAUGUGCUGUCCAUUUUUUGUCUUUUUGGUCAGAUGGGUGGCGCUUUUUUUUUUUUUGCUUCCAGUGCAAUCCUAUUAACAUUUUAUCACUGCAGCUGAGAUCAAAUGAAUUUCUAUUUAAUCACGUGGCCUUGGUUUCAUCAAAGCAUGAACCAAGCUGGUGCCUACUCAACAGCCUAGCCUUUUACCAUUUUGCUGUUUUUGUGACUCACACACAACUCUUAUUACCUUUUUGAUUGGUCCUGAGUAAUGUGUGUUAAACUGUACCCAUGACUUAUACUAAGAUGGUGCCACUUUUUUUUUUUUUUUGUGCUUGGGGAGAAUUGGCUAUUCUUGUUUUAUAACCCACUGCCCUUCAUGUGUGCCAAUAUAGUAACCACUGCCCUUUUAAUUUUAAGGCAAAGCUGGUGCCUUAACUUCACACCACUUGCUCACACCUUUUUAGCUAUUUACAGCACUUCUUGGCAAUGUUUGAUAAAAGGUGCCUUCUAUAAUUUCUGUUUUCGAUCAUGCUGCCAUGCUUUUCUGUUUGCAUUGCUCACAUUUAUCUUGUGUUCUGAUCCUAUUGACUCCCCCUACCCCCUCACAAGUAGUCAACAUAUCUGUUAAAGGCCAUACAGGUUUAUGGCAUAAAUGAAAAGUAUUUCCCCAACUUUACUCUGCACACUGCCUUUUGGUAACCUGUGUAUGUGUGAUCCAUUGCCGCACUAUGCUCAUUCUGCACAGAUCACCAUCCAUAAACUGCCCUGUGCCGGAUUUCAACAAAGUACCCUGUACAUUCCCCUAGACAUGCUUUAAAAGUCAUUUUUGGUAGUGCUUCAGUCACAACAGAAGACGAAUAGGGAAGCCACUGCUGGUUAUUCCCACCCUCUUCAUUGUAAAGCAUUAUUACAUUUUUUUUUAUUUAUUUUUUUGUAAGUUGCAACAUGUGCUCAGUGCUGGUCCCAUCCUUGUUUAGACAAAGAGUAAAUAAUGCUUCCAAAGGUGGCUGAACUAGGUUUUGCUUUUCCUACUCAUUCUGCUUCCUUUUGAAAUAAGGAAUGUUUGGUACCUUGCUUUUGUAAAUCGCAAAGGCCACAAGAUUGGCUUAGAGGGCUAUUUUAUAUGUGGAUGCUACAUACGCCAGGACAGUAGGCAGGUCUCUAACCCUGCACCUAUUGUGAGGCUGGGUCUCCCAUAUUUCUCUGUAAGCAUUUUGGGGGUAGAAGCCCAAAGGCACCUGGAUUCUUGCCAUUAGUGAUCAAGGAGCAAGAUAGUUUUAAGAAAGUAGAAUCAAAGACAUUUCCUACACUCAUGCCAUGUAUUUGCCACUCUCAAUCUGCUCUUCUCUUUCUUUCCAGUUACAUGUUUAAUUUGGUACAAAUAAGGAUAACUGUGGCUAUAGUGUUGAUGCAAUAUGGAUGUAAAUAAGGUUUGCAUCUACUGUGUGGCUUCAUUGGUAGUGUGAAAGCUAGUGUUCUACAAAAAUCGUUUUUUCUUGAUAUCAAAUGCUUCAGAAUUAGUGAUAAUCACAGUGGGUGUAUUUGGGUUUUUUUAAGCUGUAGGGUAAUAUAAAGUUGAGAACGGAGUUUAGUGUUGACGAUCUAUUCAUGUAGCACCCUAGAACAGACUGGAAAAGUGCAUGCAAGAAGCAGCAGAGUACGCUGUAUAUCGUGAGAAGGUUUUGUGUAAAGUAUUCUUCUCCACAUUUGCUUAACAGGAUACUCUAGGCACAAAUACAAAUUUAAUGCAUUUAGUAGAUUUUGGCUUCAUUAAUAUGCUGGUUUUUUUUUUUUGCAAUCAAAGUAAAUGUAUUGCAGAAUUCUGCACUAUAACCCUGCCUUAGUAACCACACCCCCCUAAUGUCUAAAAGAUUUCCUUACCAAAUGUAUGCAUACUGUCUCAGCCCCAACAGCAUUGAGUGGACUGCUUUUAAUUCGCAGCUGGGCUGCAAACAUAGUAAAGCUAUCACUACCUGUUUUAUAGUUUCUCUAUGUAUCCCAGGGUGUACUCUUUAUAAUACAGGGUACUUUGUAACUCAGAUCACUCCGUACUGUCAGUGGCUGGGCUGUGUGAAUACACUUAAUAAGGAAGUCUUACUCUAGAGUGAAGAGGCAGGCUUAUGGUGCAGCAAUCUGCAAAACAUUUUUAAUGAAAAAGCUAUAAAGACUUGAGAAUGCAAAAAUAAAUAAAUUAAUGAAGCCAAAGCCUCAAGUGCAUUCAGUUGUAUUGGUGCCUCUAGUCUACCUUAUAAGAGUGAGUUAUACAAGACAGGUAAAGGGGAUUAUUGAUAAAGGACCAGCAAAGUUUAAUCUACACUGAACUCCUGGGCAUUUAUCAUUGAUAAUCAUAAGAUCUCCUCCAUUCAGGACAGUGGCUCAUAAUUUGUCCUGAGCAUUAGAAAUGCUACACCAUGUCUUCAAGAAGCAGUUUUUUUGUUUUUAAUGCAAGAUGACCCAACUGUAUAUCAGACAAUACCCAUUAUUUUCUCAAAGAUCCCGAAACUAUAUAGGAAGAGCUACUAUUUGACACUCUAGCUAGAGAACGGGCAAGAUAGACAAGCUAUCUUUCUAUCUAUGACACUGAUAAUUUAAACGUGCCUGGUGCACAUGAAAUGUCUCUCACAUGCUAAAUGACUUUGCUUACACUGACUUGGGAACCAUUUAACCAGCAGUGGUACUAUGGAAUAGUAAUUCCAUUUUGUUUUCUCUGUAACCUGUUACAUUACACUGAGAUUUGCUACAUUUUGAAUAUCUUGUUUAAAACUAUUAGGAAUACAUGGUUGCACUGUGUGUAAACUAAUUCCAAACUGCAUUUAUUCCCCCCCCUUUCUUGUGGCAUUUGAUGUCCAGAACUAUGUUGAGUUUGUUUAAUAACAAUGAGUCCUAAAAGGUAUGAUAUUAAAGGAACACUAUAGGGUCCGUAACACAAACGUUUAUUCCCGACCCUAUAUUGUUAAACACUGUUUAGGUUUCUGGCCCCCCUUAAAUACAGCAAAACUCACCUUUAUUAUGGCGCCACGCAGGUCGUCUGAGUGGAAGUAUUCCUAGGCAGCAAUGUAAACGCUGCCUUUUCUCUGAAAAGACGGUGUUUACAUGAAAAUGCCUGCAGGGAUUGACUAUGAUCACCAGAACAACUACAUUAAGUUGAAGUAGUUCUGGUGACUAUAGUGUCCCUUUUAAUGUGUUGCAGGAACUUAUAGGACCCUCCCAUACAAACUCAGGUGUGAAUUGCAGAAACCUGAAAGCCAAAAUAGAGUUGGGAACAUAAUUUGGGAGGAAAAGGAAAGUUUCCAGACUUGUCAUACUGUUUUAAAACUUAGCUUACUCAAUAAAUGGUUCUGAAAAACAAUGUGCUAACGAUUUUUCUAGGCCUGCUAAAUCAAUAAAUGCUCAAACCUAGAACCCUUGCCAUUUUAAAUCCUUCUUUAACACCGCAGUAUGAAUUUUGGUCAAAUGUGCUGGUUGCUAGCCAUGACUUUUUGGAUGUUAACUUCCACUGACAAGUGUAUGGAAUGCCAAGGUUAGCAACCAGUUUUAAAUGAAUUUAACAAUUCGGCAGUAAUCCCAAAUUAACUUAUUUGAAAGGAAUAAGAUUCAAAUUCUCCUUUCACCUUUUCUUGUCCCAUACUAUUUUGACACUUUCUUUUUGCCUAGUUUAUUAAAAUAAGGUUGAGCGUUUAUUAAAACAACUUUAAAGUUGACUGAAGAUGUUUUCCAUUUAUGGUGUAAUAAUUGUACUUAACCAGCUCUUAAUUUUACAUGGUUUAUACAUAUCUUUAUUUUAAAAUAACUGCUUCAGUGACCUCACUAAAGAUAAAUCAUAGCACAGUGUACAAAAUUUCUGCAUGGGAGGUUUGCGUUUGCCUUGGGGGGGAAAAAUGUAGUAAGAACAGUACCCUUACAUUAUCAGGCUUCAACAUCCAAGAAAAAUUACAUUCUGAAUAGGCAUUCCUGACCAUUGAAAACAUUUUUCCUGUAUUUAUUUCUCAAUGGAAUGCGUAGUAAACAAAUGAGAGUGGCUCUGUACAAAGAUGUAUUGUGACUAACAAGCUUGAUUUUGUUUUCCGAAAAUAAUUUUAAGAUGCCUAAAGAGAAACUGUUCAUGUACUUGAACUUUCCCCUCUCCUCUGUAAUAUACCCAGUUGUAAGAAAGCUUUGUUUUUCACUGGCCGCAGCACGCUACUACAAGGAGCAGCCAUGCCCUUCCAGUAACUGAGUCUGUAGAGCACAAUUUGUCUAAAAUAUUACAUCAUACACUCUACCCUUUUUCAGAUUCCAUAAAAUGUCUACCAACCUCUGUAGUAUAUAUGCACACCAAUCAGGGCUAAAUCCUUGGAUACCAGUAAAUGUUCACACCCCCUGAUGUGUCAUGACAGGAAUGCUCAGUUCUAAUGUGUACAGCGUUUGGCUACAAGAUGCAGGGGUGAUGUGUCCUUGGGGAAAUAUGAUUUCCCUUUGUGAGAUACUUAAAUCUUUGGGAGGGGUAUUGUAAUGCAAAAAUACAAGUUAUGUGUUUUGUUCUGUCACUUAAAAGGUUAAUGUGAAAAUAUAGGUGUUGGCGCUGCCACUGUGUAGCAAGGCAACACCCCUGACAUCUGCUGUACCCAUACACUAUUUAUAUUACUGCUCCAGAAUAAUGGUAAGUGGGUGAAGGGUAGAUGGAAUCAUUUCAGCGAGUCUGGACUCCACAGCUGAUAAGUGUUUCCACCACCCCCACCUUGUAUUUAUAAUAUACAUACAGAUUUAUUAUAAAUAUCUAUAUUAAAUGAUUUUGCAAUUAUUUGUAUAUAAAAUGAAUCCAUGAGAAUGAAUUCUGGCCUCUGUGUGUCUUUAUUAAUAACCGCAUCUAACUCUGCAAGCGAGUGACAUCAUAACUCAGUCUUCUGAUAUCCCAGCGAAGACGGAUGAAGGAACAGAUUUUUGCUCCAGCUGAACCUCUGUGGGAAGAAAAGACUAUUAGCAUUACAAUAUCUAAAACAGAAUAAAUAGGUACUCU